Messenger RNA from Colias croceus (clouded yellow), 59398 nucleotides. RefSeq lists its product as uncharacterized. Gene Ontology annotation, molecular function: calcium ion binding. NCBI's taxonomy places the organism in Eukaryota, Metazoa, Arthropoda, Insecta, Lepidoptera, Pieridae. The transcript has 135 exons. The record is from RefSeq and is a predicted model, not a curated record. Bases 297 to 59048 code for a protein of 19583 amino acids.
GUCUCACAACGACCAGCGCGCCGUUCGUGCACGCUAACUGACGUGCGUCGCUACUACAUUCCGUUUGUGUAUCCGUUCAAAUUCGCUCCAAACGAGGAGUGUAGGUGAAGUGUGGUGAUGGUGUGUUUUUAGUUAUACAAUAGGAUUGUGUAUAUCUACAAAAUACCCGUUAGAGGUUCGUGGACUCUCCUCGGAGAAUUUGGUGUUCACCUAGCGAGGGAAGGUGAUCGCAUAUUCCGGAAGGAAUGAGCCCCGUAAACCACUACUUCCAUACUCACCGAUGAUCUCAAGAGAAAAUGUACAUAGGAACCUUGCCGCUUGUGGUUUGGACGCUAAUCGUCACAACAACCAAUGUAGCGACGCAAAGCCAGUAUGGAAUAGGUUUAGGAAUAAAAAGAGAAGUAUUUUUCUUAAAUUUAGAAGACGGUUACUUUGGCUGUCAAGUUAACGAAUCUACACAAUUAUUGCAAUUAUACGAAUUAUCCAAAUUAUGCGACGGUGUGCCAGAUUGUUAUAAGGCAUCCGAUGAAUUACGAACAGAUUUAAAAUGUUCAGAUGAUUGUACCAAAGAAGACGGUGCGCGUUGUAUAAAUGGAGCUUGUCUAAACGGAGUUUGUUACUGUAACGACGGGUUUGGUGGUUGUAACUGUCAAGAACCUGAUGUAAAUGAAUGCAAAGACAGACCAUGCGACGUAUUCGCUCACUGUACAAACACCGUAGGCAGCUUUCAGUGCUCAUGUUUCCCAGGUUAUGUAGGCGAUGGUUUCACUUGUAAAGAUAUCAACGAAUGUGAAGAUCCAGCCAUAGCAUCUAGGUGUGUGGAAAAUGCAGAAUGUUGCAAUCUUCCCGCACAUUUCAUAUGCAAGUGUAACCGAGGCUUCGAGGGCGACGGCGAAGAGGAAUGUCGAGAUAUUGAUGAAUGUAGAAGGCCUGGCGCUUGCGGUGCGAAUGCUGUAUGCCAAAACUACCCUGGAAACUAUACGUGUGCUUGUCAAGCGGGAUACACGGGAAAUCCAUUUGAUGGAUGUGUAGACGUGGACGAAUGUACGAACAAGGAUGCAUGUGGCGUUGGAGCAGUAUGUCGGAAUCUAGCGGGUGGCUACGAGUGCAGCUGUCUACCAGGACAUGAAGGAGAUCCACGUGUUGGUUGCCACGACCGCGACGCGUGCGCACGCAACCCGUGCGGACGCAACGCCCUGUGCGAAAACCUGCCCGGAAACCACCGCUGCCUCUGCCCAGACGGUUACCAAGGCGACCCCAACGUCCAGUGCGUCGACGUGGAUGAGUGUAAAAGUAGUGAAGCGGUAUGUGGAGCGCACGCUACUUGUACGAAUACGUUGGGUAGCUUCGUGUGCACCUGCCUGCCCGACUACACUGGAGACGCGCGCGUGUCGGAUGGCUGCCGAGAUGUUGACGAAUGCAAAAUAUUAGAACGCCCGUGUGGAUCGCACGCGAUAUGUGAAAAUGCUUCUCCUGGAUAUAACUGUAUUUGUCCUCAAGGAUAUAGAGCUAAGCCAGACGCUCAAGUUGCGUGUGAACAGAUCGAUGUAAAUACUCUGUGCAAAUCUAACUUCGAUUGUACAAAUAAUGCUGAAUGCAUAGAAGAUCAAUGUUUUUGCAAAAAUGGAUUUGAGCCAAAGGGAUCGAUUUGUACAGAUAUCGACGAGUGUGUAGACGGAUCGACAUGUGGAGAGAAUGCAGUUUGUAUUAACUCUAUAGGGAGCUUUUCUUGCCAAUGUGCAAGAGGAUUUAUCGGCUCUCCACCUCAAUUGAAAUGUCGCGCUCCAUGUGAAGAUAUCAAAUGUGGUGAACAUUCCUAUUGCAAGUCUGAUGGAAUCGAUGCUUAUUGUGUAUGUGACGAUGGCUGGAAUUUUGAUCCGAACGAUAUAUCUGCCGGUUGUGUGGAUAUUGAUGAGUGUGAUACUGCUAAUGGAGUACCUUCCCAUUGUGGUAGUAAUGCAGCCUGCUCUAACACUUUGGGAAGUUUCGUAUGCCACUGUCCGGAAGGAUUUACUGGUGAUGCAUUUAAAAAUUGCUUUGACAUAGAUGAAUGUGAAACAGAUGGAGCUUGUGGUUCUGGAGCAGAAUGUUUAAACGAAAAAGGGUCAUAUAACUGUGUCUGUCCUGAGGGAACGAUCGCAGAUCCUGAUCCUCGUGUAAAAUGUUCAGAAAUUCUUACAUGCAAUAAUAAUGAUGAUUGUCCCGGAAAUGGCCUAUGUGAUGGAAACAAGAAAUGCGUCUGUCCCGAACCCAAUGUUGGAAAUGAAUGUCGUCAUCCAUGUGAAGCUUUGCAUUGUGGAAGCAAUUCAGAGUGCCUUUUAAAUGAACAAACAGCGCAAUGCACUUGCCGUAACGGAUUUACAGGUGACCCUACAUCGCCCAGUGGUUGUUUGGAUAUAAAUGAAUGUGAAACAAAUCCUUGUGCCAACGGAGCUGUUUGUAAAAAUUUACCAGGCCACUUCCAAUGCGAAUGCCCAAGUCAGUUCAAAGGAGAUCCAUACAUAGAAGGUUGUUUUGUAAGCAAGCAAACCACUGAAUGCAGUUCUACGAAUCCGUGUCCUCAGGGAGAACAAUGCGUGCUACAUGAUAAUGAGAAUGUAUGCAUUUGUAGCCAAGGAUUUAUGCGAAAUUUAGAAACUGGCGUAUGUGAAGAUAUUAAUGAAUGUACCCAGCAUGGACGAAUACCUUGUGGAUUAAAUGCUAUUUGUAAAAAUUUACCAGGCAGCUAUGAAUGUAAAUGUCCACCUGAAUAUAGCGGUAAUCCAUAUAAUUUGUGUGAAUAUUGUACCGAUAUCUCAUGUCAAUGUCAACCACCAUACAAGAUUGUUGAUGGCAAUUGUGUUCUGUCCGGAUGCACGAAAGAUAAGAAAUGUGGAAAAGGAGCUGAAUGUAUUGUAAUAUCAGAAACUGUUAGUUAUUGCGCUUGUCCUGCUGGAUUUGUGCAAACUGCUGCUGGUGCUUGUGAAGAUAUAAAUGAAUGUACUUUAGAUCAACCAGCUUGUGGAUUUGGCGCCGAAUGCGUUAAUACAGUGGGCUCUUUCAUAUGUAAAUGCCCUCCUGGAUAUGGAACAGAUCCCGUUUCAGGACAUUGUAGUUUGAAUCAGAAACGAUGUAUCAGUGAUAGCGAUUGCUUUGCUAAUGAAAAAUGUGUUCAACCUGGGAACUGUGUGUGCCCACCACCAUUUUAUCUAGACAUUACCGAUGGACAAAAAUGUAAAAGCCCUUGCGAGAGGUUCAUAUGUGGUAUAAAUGCUAAAUGUACUCCAAGUGAUCCACCUAGAUGUAUGUGUAUGCCUGGCUUUGAAGGAGACCCGUAUACAGGUUGUACGAAUAGGAAUGAGUGUCAUAGUGCUCCAUGUGCAUAUGGUGCAAUUUGUAAUGAUGAGCAAGGUGGUUAUAAAUGUAUUUGUCCACAAUCUAUGGUUGGAGAUCCAUACAAAACUGGAUGUUUCGCUCAGGACGAACCUUCGCAAAAGUUACUGUGCAGCAAAAAUAAUCAGUGUCCAAAUAAUCAAGCUUGCCUUAAUCGUACUUGUGUCUCACCUUGCCUAAGUGUAUCAUGUGGGCCAAAUGCUUUUUGUGAAGUAGAAAAUCAUGCAGCUUGGUGUCGCUGCAAUCCGGGAUAUACCAAACCGGAAGGUGGAAAAUGUAUUUCUGGUUGUGAUAACUACUCGUGUGCAUCUGGGGCACAUUGUAUAAUCUCUAAAACUGGCCCAACGUGUGUGUGUCCGGAGGGCAUGGUGGGGAACCCAUUUCCCGGAGGGGUUUGUAGAAGAGACUUAUGCGGAGCUGGCAUGCCUUGUGAAGAACCCAUGUCCUGUGUUGCGGGUAGAUGUCGUCAGCGUUGCGAAGAUGUGGUCUGUGGCAUAGGCGCAAGCUGCAACGAAGAAACUGGGAGAUGUGUUUGUAACGCAUUCUUUGUUGGAAAUCCUGACCUACUGUGUAUGCCUCCUGUUGCACCGCCUACUUGUGAACCUGGAUGUGCCAAUAAUGCACAUUGUGUUUAUGGUCAAACAAACGUUUGCAAAUGUGAUAAAGGUUACACUGGUAAUCCGUAUAAGAAUUGUCUUCCACGAAGACAGAUUACUUGUGCCAAAGCCUCAUGUGGAGUGAAUGCAGUUUGUCAACAGACUCGAUCACAUGUGGAAUGUCUUUGCCCGCCUGGAUAUAUUGGCAAUCCAAAUUUACAAUGUAUUGAUAUAGACGAAUGUAACUCGAGGCCUUGUGGUGAAAACGCAAUUUGUAUUAAUACACCCGGAAGUUUUAGUUGUAUUUGCAAAAGUCGAUUUAUCGGCAAUCCAUACGAGUUGUGCACACAAGUAUCUAUUUCGAAAUGCAUUGAUGGUACUGUCUGUACUUGUUCCCAUAAUAAUACGUGUCCAGAAGGAUAUUUUUGUGAAAAAUCGAAAUGUAUUGACGCUUGUCGUUCUAUGAUGUGUGGACCUAAAACAAUAUGCGCAGAAGGAAAAUGUGAAUGUCUUCCAGGCCAUGUCGGAGAGCCUAAUGAUCUACUAAAAGGUUGCAGCAUUGAUAAAAAUUGUUUAACUGAUGGGGAUUGCAGAGAUACUGAAAUAUGUUUCCAAAUAGGCAAAGAUACAAGGAGAUGUUUAGAUGCUUGCAGUAAAUUGCAGUGUGGUCCUAAUUCCAUUUGCGUCAGUUCUAAUCAUCACGCCCAUUGUAUAUGUGCAGAGGGUUUUAUUGGAAAGCCUAAUGACGUUAAAAUUGGUUGCCAGCUGCAACAACCUGAACCCAAUGAGGUGGAAUGUAAUGUAGAUAGUGAUUGUGCAGAGCCACAGAUUUGUGUAUCAGUGGAUGGAUCAACUAAAAGAUGUCUUGAUUUGUGUUCGACUAUCAUUUGUAGUCCUAAUGAAAUAUGCAAAGUUGUAGAUAAUAGUGCUCGAUGCGAUUGCAAGGACGGCUAUUUAUGGAAUCCUUUAAGUUCAAUUUGUGAACAGCCAACAACAUCAGACUGUAAGAGUAACUUAGAUUGUGACAGUGAUAAAUCUUGUCAAAAAGAUAUACUAGGCGUUCAAAAAUGUUUGGAUAAUUGUAAAACAUUUACAUGCCCCCAGAACUCAAAAUGUAUAACAAAGGAUCAUAAAAGUCAAUGCGAAUGCUUAAAAGGUUUUGUUGGAAAUCCCAAUGAUCGAGAUGGAUGUGCACCUAUAGAUGAAAAUCAAUGUUCAAAUGAUGCUCAAUGUAGGGAAAGCGAAGUUUGUAGAAAUAUUGGCAAUUUAAAAAAAUGUGUGCCAGCUUGUAACCAAGUAGUUUGCGGACCCAAUGCUUUGUGCGUUACUAAUAACCAUGUGGCACAGUGUCAGUGUCCCGUUGGGCCUUAUACUGGGGAUCCUAAUGACUUAGCCACUGGAUGUAAAUUAGUUCCAUGUGUAUACAAUAUAGAUUGCAUGCCACAUCAAUUAUGCAAUCGAAUGACUCAUACAUGCAUUGACGUUUGUCGAGACGAUUCCUGUGGUGAUAACGCAGUAUGUGUUCCUGAAAAUCAUAAAUUUACAUGUCGGUGUCCUGUUGGAUUCCAGCCGGAUCCGAUUGCAGAAGUUAAUUGUAAAAGAGUUGAUAUAUGCAAACCUAAUCCUUGUCACCCAACUGCUUUAUGUGAGCCCUCAGGCAGAUCGUUUAUUUGUAAAUGCCCUGAAGGUUUAGUAGGAGACCCGAAGGAAGAAGGAUGUAGAACACGGAGUGAAUGUCUGAAUGGGGACAAUGACUGUCCAGCGGAUACUGUUUGUGUCAGUGGCCAAUGUACUAAUCCAUGUCAAAAUGCUUGUGGCACUAAUUCUUUGUGUAGAAUUGUUAAUAGAAAGGCUGUAUGUCUAUGUUCCGAAGGCUAUGAAUUAAUAAAAGGAAUAAAUGCAUGUAAGAAGAAGUUAGUGAAAUGUGUCAGUGACAAUGACUGUGCAGGAGAUAUUUGUUAUAACCAACAAUGUUUUGCAGCUUGUAAAAAUUCUACUCAAUGUGACCAUGGAGACAUUUGUAUUAAAAAUUUAUGCACAAAACAAUGUUCCAAACAUACCCAAUGCAGUAUUGGAGAGGCAUGCAUUGGAAGUCAAUGCUUAAUAGGCUGCCGAAAUAACGAAGAUUGUCCAACCGAAGAAGCUUGUGUAAAUAACAAAUGUACAAAUCCUUGCAUUGGUACAAAAAUUUGUGGUCCUAAUGCUAUUUGUUCUAGAAAUCAGCAUGAAACUAUAUGUGAGUGCCCCCUUGGAUUCGAGGGAACACCCACGGCUCAACAAGGGUGUGUUCGAAAACCAAGUUCAUGUUCAAAAACUUUGGAUUGUCCACCAGAUCACAUGUGCAUUGCUCAUUUAUGUCAAGUGCCAUGCCAAGUCAAUUCUGACUGUGCAAUAGGAGAAACUUGUAAUGAUAACAAAUGUCACAAAAUUUGUCAUUCCAGUAGCAAUUGUUUACACGGUGAACACUGUAGCUCUGGAUUAUGUAUUGUUGGCUGUAAAAGUAAUUCUGACUGCUUGAAUAAUCAAAUGUGUAGAGAAACAAAAUGUCAAUGUUUACCUGGCUUUGAAAUGACACAGGAUGAAUGCAUAAAUAUUAAUGAAUGUAUGAAAAAUCCAUGUCACCCAACAGCACAAUGUAUAGAUGCUAUUGGAUCUUUUAAAUGUGUUUGUCCCAGUGGGGCCAUAGGAGAUCCAUACAAAACUGGUUGUUUGAUGCCAAAUCAAUGUAGACGUGAUAAUCAGUGUGAGGAUUCACUUGUGUGCUUACGUGGAAAAUGUACAAAUCCUUGUGAAAAAGAUGAUCCGUGUGGGACGAAUGCUCUUUGUGUUGUUAAAAAACACAAAGUUACUUGUUCAUGCGAGAAAGGUCACAUAGGAAAUCCGUUUGACAAAAAAGUCGGAUGUUUCAAAGUCGAAUGUAUUGAGGAUUCUGAAUGUCCAAACGAUAAGUUCUGUCGUCAGGAUACUAAUAAAUGUUCUGACCAAUGCGAUGAAACUGUCUGUCAAGGUGGAAAUUGUAAAAUCAUAAACCAUCGUGCAUCAUGCAUGUGUUCACCUGGAUUCGAACUUAUAAGUAAUAGAUGUGAUGAUAUCAACGAAUGCCUAUUACACCCAUGCCCAUUAAAUUCAGUUUGUGAAAAUACACCUGGAUCAUUUAUUUGCAAUUGUGUGAAUGGAACAAUACACGAUAUAAGUACCAAUCAUUGCAAACGGCCAGGAGACUGUUUUUCUGAUGAUGACUGUUCUGAAAUAACAAAAUGUAUAGAAAAUCAAUGUGUUAAUCCCUGUGAUAAAUCACCUUGUGCUGCAAAUACAGAUUGCUAUGUGUCCAAGCACGAACCAGUUUGCGAAUGUCAAUCGGGAAGUCACGGUGAUCCAUACAAAGGAUGCGUUAAAUUUGAAUGUAUAAAGGAUUCUGAUUGUCCAUCUGAAGAAGCUUGUGUUAAUAAUAAAUGCAGAAAUUCAUGCAACAUCCCACGCGCGUGUGGAAGAAACGCUAAUUGUUUAUCUAGAAAUCAUAUUGGUCAUUGUUACUGUGCUUCUGGAUUUACGGGUGAUCCUGUAUUAGGAUGUGUACCAGUUCAAUACUGUAGUGAUGAUAGUAGAUGUUCUUCUGGAACUAAAUGUAUCGACAAUUUAUGUCUUGGUGUCUGCAAAAAUUCACGAGACUGCUUAAAUGACCAAAUCUGUAUUAAAGAUACUUGCAGACUAAUGUGCACUUCAAAUAAUACGUGUCCCGAAUCUUAUUAUUGUUCAAAUAGAAUAUGUAUCAAAGAAAUAGAAUGUUCAAGUAACGAAGAUUGUGCUGAUGAUGAACAGUGUACUGAAGAUAAAAAUGGAAAACCUCAAUGUAUUAAACUUUGUAAAAAUCAACCAUGCGGAAGAAAUGCUAUUUGUACUGCUGCUUCUCACAAAACAACUUGCUCUUGUAGAGAAGGAUUUUUCGGUGAUGCGGUUCAAGGAUGUAAAAAGAUAGAAUGUAAUACAGAUAAUGACUGCUCUAACGACAAAUUUUGUGAUAAGAAUAUGUGUAAAAUUGCAUGCUUAGCGCGAAACCACUGUGGACAAGAUACAAUAUGCUCAUCUGAAAAUCACCAAGCUGUUUGUUACUGUCAACCCGGUUAUACGGGCGACCCAUCAAAAAGCUGUAAAAAAAUCAACUACUGUGAAUCAAAUCCUUGUAGCGAUGGAGCAGAGUGUAAAAAUUCAAGAAGCGGUGCUCUUUGCUCUUGUCCUGAAGGCACAGUAGGAGAUCCUUAUAAAAAAGGAUGUCAAAAAGGAUCGGAAUGUCGUUUUAAUAGAGAUUGUCCAACAGUUGCACGCUGCACAAUAACCGAUGGUAUAAGGAAAUGCACAGAUGCCUGUGAUAACGUGAAAUGUGGGCUGAAUACGGAUUGUGUAGCUGCUAGACACACGGGACAGUGUAAAUGUAAGCCAGGUUUUAUCGGUAAUCCAGCUAGUGAAAAAGGUUGCCGACCCCAAGAAAUCACUUGUACUAAAAAAGAAGAUUGUUCCGAAAACCAAUACUGCCACAAUCAAAUUUGCAAAGGUCUAUGUAUCCAAGAUGAAGAGUGUGGAUCUGCAGAAAAGUGUGUGAAUGGACAAUGUUUAGAUUUAUGUAAAAUGGAAAAGACUUGUGGCUUAAAUGCAAUUUGUCGUACUGAAAAUCACAUCGUUCAAUGUAGUUGCCCAUACAGAUUUACAGGAAAUCAAGACGUUGAAUGUGUCAGAAUUCCAAGGCUGUGUGGUGGCUCUGGAGAAUGUGAAGAUAAUCAUGUAUGUCAGGACUCCAUGUGCCUACCAAACUGUAACAAUGACGAGGACUGUGCUCAAAACGAACGAUGUUCUAAAGGAGCUUGUUUGUUAACUUGCCGUGUGGAUAACGAUUGUUUCCUUGGGCACAUAUGUUUAGGAAAUAGUUGCCACUAUGGUUGUCGGCACGAUGACGAUUGCGGACCUGAUGAAUUCUGUAGAAAUAAUUAUUGCCGAAACCCGUGUGCGGAAACCGUUAAUCCUUGUGGACCGAACGCCCUGUGUACUGUAGUAGAUCGAAAAGCAUCUUGUUCUUGCUUCGACGGCCUGAUUCCGAAUCCGACUCCAAACGUCGGCUGCGUAAGGGCGCCAUCACCUACUUGCACAAUGCAUACCGACUGUGCGUCUGGAUGGAGAUGUGAGGACGAUCGGUGUAGACCUGCCUGUACUCCUGAUGGGGCCGACUGUCUACAGGGAGAACGUUGUGAUCUAGGCGUAUGCCGGUUCGCUUGUAACUCUGAUGAGCACUGUUCCGAUGGUGAAAUAUGUGACGGCCGAUUCUGUGUUACUGGUUGCAAAUCCAACUCGCAUUGUUCGACUGAUAAAGCGUGUAUAUCUGGACAAUGUGUUAAUCCAUGCACACAACCGGCUUCGUGUGGAGCCAAUGCACUAUGUUUAACGAAAGACCAUGAACCAGUCUGCAGUUGUCCCAAUUCUUUAGCGGGUGACCCGAAAGUAGCUUGUCGUAGAAUAUCUGUACCUUGUAAUAAGGAUAAAACUUGCUCUGAAGGCUUCAAUUGCUAUGGAGACACAUGUUAUCCCUCCUGUAGAAGUGAUGGCGUUUGCAUGUCUAAUGAAAAAUGUAUACGCGGCAUUUGUAGAGUUGUAUGCAAUAGUGAUGAUGUAUGUAAUGAGGGUCAUAUUUGUGAAAAUAGAAUUUGUAAACAGGGAUGUCGCCAUGAUAACGCUUGCAGUGAUGAUCAUUCUUGUAUUAAUGGACAAUGUAAAGACCCGUGUAAAGAAAACAAUAGUUGUGGUAUUUGUGCAGAUUGCAAAGUAAUUAACCACAGAGCUACAUGUAGUUGUUCCAGUAAUUACACUGGUAAUCCUUUGGUAGAAUGUAAGAGAAAGCAAUUGCAAUGCGAUGGAUUCUGCCCAUGCGAUGAUAGUGGCUAUUGUAUAGCUUUAUGUGACAACAAUUCUGAUUGCGAUUGUGGUGAAAAAUGUUACAACGGAGGUUGUAGAGUCAUGUGCUCGGCUCGAAAUAAAUGCCCGCAAAGGCAAAUCUGUUCUCAAGAAGUUUGUUUGCCAGGGUGUAACAGUAACAGAGAUUGUGGCGAAGAUAUGAUAUGCUCCUCAAAACAAUGUGUUCCUGUUUGUCGGGAAAAUUCUUGCGGAAAAAAUGCUGUGUGCAUAUCAACUCGACACCGCCCUGUGUGCAGUUGUCCAAGUGGAUAUUCUGGUGAUCCUAUUAAAGAAUGUAAAUCCUACGAAUGUUCUAAUAAUGAUGACUGUGCUUUAGACGAGGAGUGCAAUACAGAGGGUAAAUGUAGAAAUGUUUGUUUAAACGCAUGUGGAAUAAAUGCAAUAUGCAGAUCUGUAAACAGAAGCCCACAAUGUUCUUGCCCUCCGAAUUUCAUUGGUAAUCCGAAACAGGAAUGUUCGAAACCUACAUCAGGAUCCUGUUCAAGAAAUCCAUGUGGAGUAAACGCUCGUUGUAGAGAUAUGGAUGAUGGUAAUUAUGAGUGUACUUGCCCUCCUGGAUGUGCAGGCAAUCCUCAGCACCAAUGUUUCUGUGGAACUAUGGCGCCGUGCGCUAACAAAGUGUGUGGUACAAAUGCACAAUGUAGAAUUGGCCAAAAUAGGGAAACCCAAUGUUAUUGCCCUCGGAACUAUCCAAACGGAGAUCCAAAUAUUGAAUGUACCCAAGAACGUAGCGUUGUUGAUUGUCGAACAACUGGGUGUGGUACUAAUGGCGAAUGCCUAAGAGAAGGUGCUGAGUUUGUUUGUCGUUGUGUUCCCGGCACGGAAGGUCAAGCUGAUAUUGAAUGUCAUACUAGUAUCGAAUGCACGAGCGACAAGGACUGCCCCGUGGACAAGGCGUGCUUGAGCCUGCACUGCGUGGACCCGUGCACGGUGCGCGGCGUGUGCGGCGAGGACGCGUUGUGUGCCUCCGUGCUGCACCGCGCGCACUGCUCGUGCCCGCAGUGCUACGUGGGCGACCCCAGACAGGCCUGUCGGCUGGACCCCACUUGCAAACCGUCCACUGAUUUCAAUAACACUUUCACGUGCUCCGAAACUAAACCAUGUCCACCUAAAUUAGCAUGCGAUCUCGAUACAAAUAUAUGUAGAAAUCCGUGCCUGGACUAUCAUAGCUGCCGACCGAAUCAAAAGUGUGAAGUUCGCAAUCAUCAACCGGUGUGCGUUUGUCGAAAUGGUUUCGCAUUGAACGAAAGAGGCGAAUUGACUUGUGCUCCCGAACACGCAGAGUGUACUAGGGAUGAACAGUGCCCAUCGAAUGCGGUCUGUAGAGAAACGAAAUGCAUGAAUCCAUGUUUAGCAGCACGAGAACCUAUGUGUCCCAAAGGAAAACAAUGUGAAGUAGUGGAGCAUCGCGUCAUGUGCGUGUGCCUCAAAGAUUGUCACGCGACAGUAUCUAUUUGUUUAAGAGACAAUGGAUGUCCACAAAAUUUAGCCUGCCGAGAUUUUCAAUGUAAAGAUCCAUGCAAAGAUGCAUGCGGUGAUGCUCCUUGUUCAGUGGAAGAUCAUCACCCAGUUUGCAAGUUUUGCCCGUAUGGAUUCAUACAUGAUGAAAAACACGGCUGCAUUAAAGCUUUAGGAUGCAGUGCGCAUGAGCAAUGCGCGUCCGGGCAAGCUUGUAUCGAGGGCCGGUGCUCGGACCCGUGCGCCCGGGGCGGCCCGUGCGCGGCCGGACAUCACUGCGCGGUUGUUGAUCAUCAACCUGUUUGUUCCAAAGUGUGCCAGUGUCAAACCUCAUCUGACUGCGCGAGAUAUCCAAAUACGAAAUGUGAUGGCUGCAUCUGUAUUCGUGAAGAUAAAGUAUCCACAAAUUGUGCUCAUUGCCGACCAGGUGUACCAUGUGAUCCCUUCUCCGGCGCCUGUAUGGAGAAUGCUCGGCCUUUACAUGUCCCACUAACCGAAACAAACGCCGAUACUACAACAAUACAGUACACGAUAUCUGAAUUGAAUACUAACAAUUAUGACUCGACUAUAAUGACUACUAAUACUAUAACCGAUAAUGUUAAUACACAAGCAACCGAUACUUUAAUAAAUAAAGUGGAUUCAACAAUUAUUCCUUUACAAAUGAAUUCGAUUGUAACAGAAUCAAAUGUCGAUAUUGAAGAAAUAACGUCUUCUUCUACACUGGUAACAGAUAGCUUUACAAUAAGUACAUAUUCUACAGAUCAAACACGUGAAAUUACUAGUGAAGGUAUAGAUACAAACACUCAAAAAGUUAUAAAUGUUGAAAAUAAGAAAGAAGUCACCCCCAUUGUAUUUGAAAGCCAAGAACCAAUAAAGAUUGAUAACACCACGUAUUCUGAACAAUCAACUUCGAGUACUAAUAAACCAUACUUAAAGCGCAAUGAAACAAGCGGUACUCAUAAGAGAAUCAAUGAAAUUGUAAAUACAAAGAAUCAGGAGAAUAGACGAAACUUACAAAAUUCUUUUGAAGAGCAUACAAAUCUUAAUAAAACUUCGUAUCAGAAUACAACUAGCCCAUCUAUUGCUUCAAGUUCGGUCAAUUCAACUGCUACUACUAUAAAUUUCAUGUCAACUAUUACACCCCUGAAUAAUCUCAAAACAAAUUUUAAUGAUUCUAAUAUAGGAACUACGGUGUCACACGAAAGAGGUGACCAAGCUAUUGAUAUGCUAGAAACAACAACAGAAGAAUAUUCACCACAAGAUUUAUUAAGCACUACUGAAUCUGUAGGUAGCUUCAUAACUGGUCGUCAGAAUUUGAAUGAACCUAAUUCCGAACAAAAGACUACUACAAUCCAUACUCAUAUGACUGUUAAUGCCAUAAAUUCUUAUCAGACGACUGGUAAUGCUGAUCAAGGAGACAUUAGUUUUUCUCUCGAUACGACCACGGAAUCUGUAACUAGUGAUAUUACCUUACCUUCUACCAACUACAUUGACUAUGGUUAUAAAACAACUGAAAAAACUUCAGAAACUUAUACAGAAAGUAAAAUAAGUACAUUGAGUAACGAAUUAACUUUUACCACUGAAUUUGAAACUACCACCGGUAAUCCAGAAGAUCAUACUACUUUAUACCCAACAGCAACAAAUAAAUAUGUAACAGGCAAAGAUAUUCAGAAUACUAUAAACGAUGAUUCCAUAAGUGGUAAGACAACUAUUAAUCCAGAAAUUAAUAAAAUAACCAAUGAAAUUAAAGACGUUACAACAGGAGAUUUAACAAAUUUGAAUGAGUUUAGUACAGUGACAGAAUCCUUUACAGAAAAAGUAAAAUCUACAAAAACCUAUUCUUCAAAUUUAAGUAAUAAGUUACAUGGUAUGUCUCCGUUUAACCAAGUAACCGACAUGUAUAAUGAAAAUAAUGGUCUAAUGACUUCUACAAUGCAAUCCAAUGUAAUCGACUUAUCCACAUCAACUUCCAUUCAGGAUAAAGAAAGUGAAUUCAGUACAUUUGCCAUAAAAAGUAAGGAUGUAACAAACCCAUUAACAGAAAAUACUAGUAAAAUGAGUACAGAACCCAAUACAAUAAUAUAUAGUACCAAAAAAAAUGUCGCAGUGAAUACUAUAUACUCCGAGGGACACUCUGAUAUGAUUUCUACCACCGCUAAUUACAACACAGGUGAUACUUUUAUCACUUCAUCACAAGGUUUAUCUACUGAACAAGAAGGGCUGUAUAAAAAUACAGUUACAACAACUGUAAAUACAAUAAGUGAUAGCCAGACUACUGAUGUUAUUACUAGCAAUAAAGAUGAAAUCAGAAAUUUAUCACAAGUUACAGAGAUAAUAGCUGAAUUAAAUGAUACAUUGGACUACACAACAGGCAACUUUGACCUUCAUCUAAAAUCUUCAACUUUGGAUUAUCAAAACACUGAGCUUCCAACAACCACCUUUGAUAAUAUAAUCGAAAGUGUCUCCAAAUACACAACUAAUUAUGAGGGUGAUAUUACAGAUUCUGAAUCAAUGUCUACGCAAUCAACUACUGAGCUAGAAAAUGAAAAGAAGACUACAGUAUAUUCUAGCAUAAACAUUGAAACAAUAAAUAGCGAUAGUAAAUAUCACGCAGAGCCUACAGAUGCAUCUAGUCAAAUUACCAGUAUUCCAAAAUAUAGACCUGAUGAAAAUGAGUAUGAUCGAACGACAAAACGUAGUGAGAUUAACCAGGAACCUGUCUCAAUUCCGAUAUUUAUGAAUGCGGUAACACAGAGUGAUUUGUAUGAAAAGGUUAGUACAGAUUAUAUUGAUUCGAAUACUUCAACAACAUUCUCUGAAACUAUUAUGCAUGAUUCUCUAGAUAAUCUAGGGACUACUCCGGCUUAUGUUUCUUUGGAUACUACUGAGCCUGGUAAGAACUAUGAUACGGCAAAUAUCAAUUUAACCGACUCAACACUGUCGAUUGAUAUGAUUUCAACAGUUGAUAAUUCAGGGAACUCUGGCUCCACAUCUUUCACUAUAUCAACAAUAAAAAAUGAGACGGACUUUACGACGGAAGAUUCAACUACAAACAAGUACAGUGCAAAUACAGAAAUUAACAUACACCAAUCUACAGAAAUUCCUCCAGUAGAUACGAGUAAUAUAAACAACAAUAAUAACGAAUUAGGAACUACAAGUGAUAUAACUCAAUAUGGAAAUGAGAUAGAUAUUCAAACAACUUCAAAUAUAUUAGAAAGUAGUGCCACAAUAUCUACUAACAAUAUUUUUAAUACAGCUUCUACAAAUGAUGCUGAUACUUAUGAUAAAGGCACCACGGAACAAGUUCAAACUGACAUCACAACUGAGAAAUAUACAAUAACUACACAAAUUGACAAGGAUUCAAUACUUACUUCCUCUAGCAGCAAUUUAGGUGAUUUAAACACUGAGUCCACUUUGGGAACUGCUUUUGAUCAUACUUCUUAUGAUACUACGAACUUAGAAGCAACUGCUACAACUGAGAAUGAAAAUGAAAAAUUGUCAACGGUAGACUUGAUUGAUAUCGAUACUAAAGGAAAUAUGUCAGAAGUAACACAUGAGGGAGAUUUGCAUAAAACCACACCUACAGAUAUAAAUAAGCCAAAUAAUUUAGAUAUCGAAGAUACACAUUCUACUGUUGCCAUUAAUGAAGAUCAAUUUAUACAUUCAGAUUAUAGAACAACUGAAAAUGUUAAAAUAGAAGAUGAGGCAAGUUCUACAGAAGGACUAAUUAGAUCAACUACUAGGGAAGAAACGAUAACGGAGAUAACUUACGAUUUUGAAUCAACACAUAUUGAAGAAUAUAAAGAAACAACUCAAUCUUCUCAGACUGAAAACCCUAUGAAAAAUUCAGAACAAGUAACAGAUCCAUCAACACCAGCUACUACUAGAAGCACGUUCUUUACAACGGAAUAUUCUACUCAAAAUAUAUAUUAUACUCAAUCUACGGAUCACUCUAUAAAAAAUGAUAAGGAUACUACCGAAACUACUACAAUGCCAUUACAAUCGAUAAAUGAUAACAAUUUAAUAUCCUCUACAAUAUUGAGUACGAUAGAAUCAUACACUCAAUUAGACAGUGCAAAUGAUCGCACUAGCCCUACGGAAACAACUACACUAACUCCACCUAAUUUAAAUUCCAUUACUGUGAAUGAUGAAGAUUUUACUUCGAGUACAAUACCCGAUUAUUUUAUAACUACAAUUUCUACCAAUUAUGAUUACUCAAGAACGGAACUUAAUAUUGAUAAAACAACAGAUUCCUCGACUAAACUGCAAAGUAAAGAUAAAUAUCCUUCCACUGUACCUGCAACUUUUAAUUCUUUCUCGGACAAUUUGUCUUCUCGACAGAAAGAUUCCGAUAUUUCUGCUUGGACUGACAUGACUGUAUCAACUGAAUCAACUUCAACUGAAAUUAAUACUAACACUGACAUUUUGACCCCAAAAACACACUGUACAACAGACGACGACUGUGACUUAAGCCAAAAUUGUAGCCAUGGAGUUUGUCAAAAUCCGUGCGAGGUGCAGAAUCCGUGUACAAAGAACUCGACCUGUAAGGUUUACAGCCAUGUCGCAGUUUGUGAAUGCGAUGAUCCGGCCGGGAACAACUGUGCAAGAGAAUCACCUGGGACUCCAAAGGCACCAGAACCUUGUCAUUCUGACCGGGACUGUAUAGAAACUGAAGCUUGUUUUAUGGGACUGUGUCAAAACCCAUGUGAAUUUGACAAUGUUUGUGGCAUUGGAGCUAAUUGUCAACCCGUAAAACAAAGGCCCAUGUGUUCAUGUCCAGCCGGACAUGAGGGAGAUCCUGCUGUUAAAUGUUCACCUAAAAUAUCUGGUUGCACUCGAAAUGAAGAAUGUCACUUGACGGAAGCUUGUAUAAAUAAUGCAUGUCAACACCCGUGUGCCAUACAUAACCCGUGUGCACCUAAUGCAGUUUGUAUAAACACCAAUCAUGGAUCAGAUUGCAGCUGUGUUGAAGGAUACCAGGGAAAUGGAUACGUCGGGUGUGUGCCAGUCGUUGAAUCCCAUUCAGUAUGUCAGUAUAAUGAAGAUUGUCCGCCCGAACUGCUAUGUGACAGAUUGAAUCGAGUAUGUAUUAACCCGUGCGCUGUUGAUACUUGUGGUGAAAAUGCCGAAUGUUACCCUGUGAACCACGGUAUUCAGUGUAAAUGUCUAGCUGGAUUUACGGGAAAUCCUUUCCUCGACUGCUACCAAGUACAAGGGUGCCGAUCAGAUAACGAAUGCGCAAAUACAGAAGCAUGUAUAAAUGGUAAAUGUGACUCUCCCUGCAGAUGUGGUAUAAACGCAAUUUGUGACGUUAUCAAUCAUCGUGCUUCUUGUAAAUGCUUGACUGGUUUUACUGGCAAUCCUAUGAUUGGUUGUGAGCCCCCAGCAAAUCCCUGUUCACCUAACCCGUGUGGUGUAAAUGCAUUCUGCGAAAACGAUAAUGGAAAUCCAAUAUGUUUCUGCCCUAAAGGUCUUACUGGAAAUCCAUUCAAAAAUUGCAUUCCUGAGGGCAAUGAAUGUGAACCCAAUCCAUGUGGACCGAAUACAGGAUGUAGAGUAAUAGAUGACAAACCAGCUUGUUUCUGUUUACCAAAUUAUGAAGGCAACCCACCUAGGCAACCUUGCCAGUUACCGAAUAACCCAUGUAAUCCUUCUCCAUGUGGGCCUAAUACGCAAUGCACAGUUUUGUCUAAUGGUUUUUCGAAGUGUACCUGUUUACCAGGUUACGUAGAAAGUCCGAAUACUGUCAGAGGAUGCAUCGAAGCACGAAAUCCGUGUGAACCUAACACGUGCGGCAUUGGAGCUCGUUGUGAUCCUAAUAGAACUCCUGCUUGUUAUUGUCCUGAAAAUACUAUUGGCAAUCCUUAUAAAUCUUGCAACCAUCAAUUUUACUUACCACCGGAAGUAUUAUGUAAGCCAGGCAAAUGUGGAACUAAUGCAGAUUGUUACGUCAGCAGUAACACUGAAAUGUGCUUCUGUCGUGCUGGAUUUAUAGGUGAUCCUUAUAUAGGCUGUCAGCCUCAAAAGAGUCCAUGUAGUCCAAAUCCUUGUGGUCCUCAAGCCAUAUGUAACGUUAACUAUGAAGGUCAGGUAUCAUGCAUUUGUCCAGAGGGUAGUACUGGAGACCCAUAUAGUUUAAACGGGUGCUUGUCACGUGAAUGUGAAAUAGAUGAUGAAUGUCCAAUAAAUAGAGCCUGUAUCGGAUAUACUUGCCGUGAUCCUUGUCCUGGCGUAUGUGGCCUGAAUGCAAAAUGUCAUGUUGAAUCUCAUCACCCUGUAUGCGUAUGUGAAGAUGGCUAUGAAGGCAAUCCACUUCUUUGCUGCUUACUACCAGAAAGUCAGAAAUCAAAUAGCCCGUGCUCUAAAACGAAAUGCGGAACAAAUGCCAUGUGUCAAGAUGUUGGGAACAAAGCAGUUUGCUCAUGCCCACCAGACUUCCAAGGUGACCCAUUGACAGAAUGUAAACCAGAAUGCAUAAUGAAUUCCGAUUGUUUGUCCAGCGAAUCUUGUAUUAAUAGUAAAUGUGUGGAUCCAUGUGCAACGAAAAACGUUUGUGGAAUUAACGCCGUUUGUUUGUGUUCUGACCACACAGUAUCAUGCCUAUGCCCAGAUGGCUAUAUAGGAGAUCCAUUGAUCCAGUGCAUAUAUCGACCUAUAGUAAUAACGCCGGAUAAUUCCACAAAACAACCCUGUUUACCAAAUCCGUGUGAUACCAGUUCUUACUGCGAUACCUUCGGAGACAAAUUUGCAGUUUGUAAUUUAUGUGUUGGACCUAAUUCCAUCAAUAAUCCUGCAUGCAGGCCGGAAUGUUUGUUGAGUUCGGAUUGCGCAUUUGAUAGAGCAUGUAUAAGAAAUAAAUGUGUAGAUCCAUGCGCCAGCUCUUGUGGUCUAAAUGCAGAAUGUACAGUUUACCAACAUAAUCCUGUGUGCAGAUGCAGGAAUGGUUUUGAUGGAAAUCCUUAUGAAAAUUGUAAAACAACCUCUAAUCCUAUUUUACCGGAAAUAUGUGAUAAUAUGCAGUGUGGUUCAAAUGCUAGAUGUGAUGAUAGAAAUGGUGGUUUAACAUGUCAAUGUCUUCCAAAUUUCGUUGGAAAUCCAUAUAUUUCAUGCCGACCAGAAUGUGUUGUAAACAGUGAUUGUAGUUCAGACUUAGCAUGUUUAAAUAAUAAAUGUGAAAAUCCAUGCAGAGAUGUUUGUGGUAUAGGAGCGCAAUGUGAGACAAUUAAUCAUCAUGCUGUAUGUUAUUGCCCACCCAAUUUAACAGGCGAUCCAUACGUUCGGUGUCAAAAUCAGCCGAAUAUACCAACAACAUUGUCUAUUUGCGACCCGUCUCCUUGCGGAGCGUACAGUCGUUGCCUCGUAUCAGAUACAGGAUUUGCAGUUUGUUCUUGUUUACCAGGUUUUAGAGGUAUACCACCCAUGUGCCAACCUGAAUGUGUUAGUAACUCUGACUGUACGCAGAAAGAAACUUGUGUAAAUCAGAAAUGUGUAAAUCCAUGUCAAGGCAGCUGUGGCGUUGGUGCUCAAUGUAUUGUAGUUAAUCAUAAUCCUAUAUGUAGCUGUGGAUCUGGAGAAACCGGCGAUCCAUUCAUAGCAUGCACAGCUUUCGUUGAAAGUACACCAAUUGACUCAAAUCCAUGUGUACCAUCCCCUUGUGGACCUAAUUCAGUAUGUGAAAUUAAAUCAAAUCAUCCGGUGUGUUCUUGUCAACUCAACUACUCAGGAGCACCUCCGUACUGUCGGCCGGAAUGUGUUAUAAGUCAAGAGUGUCCACCUAAUCAGGCGUGUAUUAAUGAAAAGUGUUCCGAUCCAUGUACAGAAGCUUGCGGAAACAAUGCAAAAUGCAACGUUAUCAAUCAUACACCCCUAUGCAGCUGCCUGGAAGGUCAUAAAGGAGACGCUUUCAUAGGUUGUGUGGCAAUUUCAAAGGACGAUUCUGUAAGUCCUUGUAAUCCUUCGCCUUGUGGAGAAAAUACGAUAUGCACCGUAAUAAAUAAUGCAGCUCGUUGUUCAUGCAUCCCACCUAACAUUGGCAAUCCAUAUGCAGGAGGAUGUAGACCUGAGUGUAUCUUAAACUCAGAUUGUCCCAAUCAUUUAGCUUGUUUAUCAAAUCAUUGUCGGGACCCAUGCAAAGACCUAUGCGGAGUUAAUGCAGAAUGCAUUGUAACUAAUCACGUGCCGGUGUGUACCUGCUUUAAAGGCUAUGAGGGUGAUCCGUUUUCUUCUUGUAGACCGGAGUAUAGAAAUCCCACACCUUUCAACCCCUGCGAGCCUUCUCCAUGUGGACCAAACAGCGAAUGUCACAUCGUUAAUAACAGAGCAGCAUGUUCAUGUCGAGUUGGAUAUCAAGGAGCUCCUCCCGCUUGCCGACCGGAAUGUGCAGUUAAUUCUGACUGUCCACCUACUAAAGCUUGCAUAAAUCUCAAAUGUAAAGAUCCUUGCAUACACAGCUGUGGUCUUGACGCACGUUGUCACGUUGUCGGACAUAAUCCGAUUUGUUCGUGUCCAGAAAGUUUCCCAGAGGGUGAUCCGUUCAUCAAAUGCUAUAGGAAGACUAUUUCUCAACCAGCACCCGAUCCUUGUUUACCAUCUCCGUGCGGACCCCAUUCAACGUGUCGGAAUGAAAUUGGACGUGCCGUGUGCGCGUGUGAGCCGGGAACGCUCGGAGCUCCUCCGGCCUGCCGCCCACAAUGCCUCAUCAAUCAAGACUGUCCGCUCGCACUCGCAUGCCUCAACGGAAUCUGCAUCAAUCCUUGUGUGGGCUCCUGCGGUUUCAACGCCAAGUGUACGGUUCAGAAUCAUCGGCCGAUAUGUUCCUGUGACGAAGGUUACUCUGGAGAUCCUUUUGCCGGUUGUAAUCCAUUUGAAAUUUCUAAAGAAGUUCCACGACAACCUUGCAAUCCUUCGCCUUGUGGACCUAAUGCAAUUUGUCGGGAAAAAGGUGGUGCUGGCGCUUGCACUUGUAUAGAUGAAUUUUAUGGGGAUCCAUAUUUAGGCUGUAGACCCGAAUGCGUUAUGAAUACAGAUUGUGCCAUGGACACAUCUUGCUUUAAUAAUAAAUGCGUAGAUCCUUGUCCAGGAACAUGUGGGCGCAACGCUGAAUGUAGUGUCACGAAUCAUGCACCUUCAUGUUACUGCUUAAAUGGAUUUACUGGAAACCCUCUUCAUGCAUGUACUCCUAUAAUACCUAUUCAAGAUCCAGUUGAUCCUUGCCACCCUUCACCCUGUGGCCCUUAUAGUAAAUGUCGAACAUUUAACGGUCACGCUGUUUGUACGUGUCUCGAUAUGUGUGUGGGUUCACCACCUAACUGUCGACCGGAAUGUAUCGUUAGUUCUGAUUGUCGACCAAACAGAGCAUGCGUAAACCAAAAAUGCCAAGAUCCUUGUCCGGGUACUUGCGGUAUGAACGCAAAUUGUCAAGUUGUAAAUCACAAUCCUGUAUGCAGUUGCUUCAGUGAUUAUACGGGUGAUCCAUUUGUGCGAUGUUAUUUGGAAGACAAACAAAUGACUCCAGUUGAUAACUGUCUGCCCAAUCCAUGUGGUCCACAUUCACAAUGUAAGGAUAUUAACGGAUUACCGGUUUGUUCAUGUUUGAACAAUUACAUCGGUCGUCCACCCAAUUGCAGACCUGAAUGUACUAUGAAUUCUGAAUGUCCCGGAAAUUUAGCAUGUAUUUCUGAAAAAUGCGGUGACCCAUGUCCAGGUUCUUGUGGUAUUCAUGCUGCAUGUGAUGUUGUUAAACAUGUACCUAUAUGCACUUGCGAUUCAGGGUACACUGGUGAUCCAUUUUCCGGAUGUUAUUUGAUGCCAAUAAUUGAACCUCAAUAUGAGAAUCCAUGCGCUAGGUCACCCUGUGGCUCUAAUGCUGUAUGCAAAGAAAGGAAUGGAGCAGGAUCAUGUUCUUGCUUACCAGACUAUUAUGGUGAUCCAUAUAUAGAAUGCAGACCUGAGUGCGUCCUAAAUUCCGAUUGUCCCAAGGAUAAAGCAUGUAUUAACAAUAAGUGUAAAGAUCCCUGCCCUGGAGUUUGUGGUAUGAAUGCAGAAUGUCGUGUAAAUAAUCAUGCUCCGUCAUGUGCUUGUUUUGACGGUUACGAAGGAAACCCCUUUACUUCAUGUUACCUAAGCCAAAUAGACAAACCAAUAGAUCCUUGUACACCAUCACCAUGUGGUCCCAAUAGUGUAUGUCGAGUAAGUCACGGUCAUGCUAUAUGUGCAUGCCAAGAAGAAUAUUUCGGUUCACCACCUUCAUGUCGUCCCGAAUGUAUGGUUAGCAGCGACUGCAUGCCAAACAGAGCGUGUAGCAAUACUAAAUGUGUGGAUCCAUGUAUUGGAGCUUGUGGACAAAAUGCAAAAUGUACCGUUGUAAAUCAUAAUGCUUUGUGCAGUUGCCCACAUAACUACGUAGGCGAUCCUUUUAUACAAUGUAUCUUUCAACAACGCGAAAUAAAACCAUCUAGUAAUCCAUGCAUUCCUUCUCCAUGUGGGCCAAAUUCUCAAUGUCGUAUAGUUGGUGAAACACCGGCAUGUUCAUGUAAACCUGGAUAUGUUGGUAGAGCGCCAAAUUGCCGCCCAGAAUGUAUUUACGAUGAAGAAUGUCCAAGUAAUCUUGCUUGCAUACGCGAAAAAUGUACCAGCCCUUGUGAGGGAUCAUGUGGUGCACACGCAGAUUGUAUUGUUAUCUCUCAUAAAGCAGUUUGUCAUUGCCAAGAAAGUUAUACAGGAGAUCCAUUUAGUGGUUGUUACUUUAUUGUAACAGUUGCCAGCGAAUAUGACACAACUCCGUGUAAUCCAUCCCCAUGUGGACCAAACUCAAUAUGCACAGAAAAAAAUUCAGCUGGAGCUUGCACAUGCUUGCCUGAUUAUUUUGGUGAUCCUUACAUGGGCUGCCGUCCUGAAUGUGUUACAAAUAAUGAUUGCCCCACAGACAAAGCAUGUUCAAAUAAUAAAUGUGUUAAUCCUUGUGAAGGCGCAUGUGGAGUCAACACAUUAUGUAACGUAGCACAUCAUACUCCUGUUUGCUUGUGUAUUGAUGGAUACGAAGGAAACCCCACAAUAUCUUGUUAUCCACAGAAAAACAUUCCAGCAGACAUAAAUCCGUGUCUUCCGUCACCAUGCGGUCCAUAUAGCAACUGUAAAGUAUUCGAUGGACAUGGGGUUUGUUCGUGCCAAGAAGACUAUAUAGGAUCCCCACCGACAUGUAGACCGGAGUGUGUCAUCAGUACAGACUGUCCACAGCAUCAAGCGUGUAUUAAACAAAAGUGUAGAGAUCCAUGUGUGGGAACAUGUGGUGUCAAUGCAAGAUGCCAAGUUAUAAACCAUAAUCCUAUUUGUACAUGCAAAGCAGGUUUUACUGGUGAUCCUUUUGUAACUUGUCAACUGGAACAAAAACCUAUUCUUCCGGUGCCUAAGGGAAAUCCAUGUAUUCCAUCGCCGUGUGGUCCUUAUUCACAAUGUAAAGUAGUUGGUGAAGCGCCUGCAUGCUCAUGCUUACCAAAUUAUAUCGGUGUUGCACCAAACUGUAGACCAGAAUGUUCUAUUAAUGCGGAAUGCCCUGGUAAUUUUGCAUGUCAAAAUGAAAAGUGUGUAGAUCCAUGUCCUGGAUCUUGUGGAUUCAAUGCAGAAUGUACGGUAGCAAAUCAUGUAGCCUUAUGUCAUUGUGUUCAAGGAUAUACAGGUGAUCCUUUCAGUGGAUGUUCUAUUAUUGAACAUACUCCAGAACCGCCGCCGAACCCAUGUAAUCCAUCACCUUGUGGUGCUAAUGCAAUUUGUAAAGAAAGAAAUGGUAUUGGAUCUUGUUCAUGUCUCCCGGAAUACUUUGGAGACCCAUACACAGGCUGUCGGCCGGAGUGCGUGUCGAAUUCCGAUUGUGAUCGCAAUAAAGCUUGCUCAAAUAAUAGAUGUAGAGAUCCAUGUCCAGGGGCAUGUGGAAUAAAUGCAGAAUGUAGAACUAUAAACCAUGCUCCAACGUGCACAUGUCUUACUGGUUACACCGGAAAUCCACUUACUCGAUGCGAAGUUCAACUUAUACCCGAAAGAGAUGAUGCAGACCAAAAUCCUUGUCAACCAUCUCCAUGUGGACCAAACAGUCUUUGUCGUACAGUGAACGGUCACAGUGUAUGUACAUGUGAAAGUGGAUACAUCGGAACACCGCCUACUUGUCGUCCUGAAUGUAUUGUUAGUUCUGAAUGUCCCCAAGACAAGGCUUGUGUUAAUAAGAAGUGUGUAGAUCCAUGCCCGAACACAUGUGGAUUAAACGCUCGCUGUCAAGUUGUUACCCAUAAUCCAAUAUGUAGUUGCACCCCUGGAUACACUGGUGAUCCAUUUACAAGAUGCGCUCUGGAAGAAAGAACUGUGCCAACAAAUCCCUGCGAACCAUCGCCGUGCGGACCGAAUUCAGAGUGUAGAGUAAUAGGCGAUCAAGCUGCUUGUUCUUGUUUACCAAACUACAUCGGAAGAGUACCAAACUGUAGACCAGAAUGUUCUAUAGAUGCUGAAUGUCCCAGUAAUACAGCUUGCAUUAAUGAACGUUGUAAAGAUCCAUGUCAAAAUGCAUGCGGUCUAAAUGCUCUCUGUUUGACGGUUAAUCAUAGGCCAGUAUGUAACUGCCAGCAAGGUUUUACUGGGGACGCUACAAGUAACUGCGUGCAAAUAAUAAUUUCGUCUACGGAAAUGACACCUACAUCAAGUCCAUGCUCACCGUCACCAUGCGGGCCAAAUGCUGAAUGUCGUGAACACAAUGGAGCAGGAGCUUGCUUCUGUUCUGAAGGCUAUGAGGGUGACCCAUACAGCCCGCAAGGAUGCCGCAGAGAAUGCGAGAGCAAUGACGAUUGUCCUUUAAAUCUGGCUUGUACUCGAUAUAAAUGCAUUGACCCCUGUCCAAGAACGUGUGGUCAGUUUGCACAAUGCACGGUAGAAAAACAUAUACCGGUUUGCACUUGUCCUAAGGGAUAUACAGGAGAUCCUUUCUUCCAAUGUAAACAAAUAGCUCUGGAUUCAUAUGAACCACCUUCAAAUCCUUGUGAACCUACACCGUGUGGACCUAAUAGUCAAUGUAGACAGGUCAAUAUGCAAGCAGUAUGCUCAUGCCUCCCGAACUACAUAGGAUCACCACCAUCAUGUAGACCCCAAUGUGUAGUAAACAGUGAAUGCGAUCUAUCUAGAGCAUGUAUUAAUCAGAAAUGUGACGAUCCUUGUCCAAACACUUGCGGGUUGCGAGCUCAUUGUCAAGUUAAAAAUCAUAACCCCAUCUGCACAUGCCCCGCUGGUAUGACUGGCGAUCCAUUUACGCAAUGUUAUCCUAUUAUAGCAACUACUGAUAGACCACCAUCUUGUACUCCAUCACCUUGCGGCCCACACUCUCGCUGCCAACAAUUGUCAAGUGGGCCGGCCUGUUCAUGUUUGCCAGGAUAUGUUGGUUCACCACCAUCCUGUCGUCCUGAAUGUACCAUAAAUUCGGAGUGUCCAGCAUCACUUGCAUGCGUCAGACAAAAAUGUGAAGACCCAUGUCCAGGAUCAUGUGGAGUUGAAGCUAAUUGUCACGUUUUAAACCAUGUUGCAGUUUGUGUAUGUAAUGAAGGUUAUACCGGAGAUCCCUUCUCAAGAUGUUCACCUAUCACCGAAGCACCAACAACGCCAUCUCCCCAAGAUCCAUGUAAUCCAUCACCUUGUGGACCUAAUGCUAAAUGUGAUAAUGGUUUUUGUACAUGUUUACCAGAUUAUAGAGGUAAUCCUUAUGAGUCCUGCCGACCAGAAUGUACAGGUAGCCAAGAAUGUCCUAGAGAUAAGGCAUGCUUCCGUAACAAGUGUCGUGAUCCCUGCCCAGGAGUUUGUGGUCAGAAUGCUAAGUGUGACGUAAUAAAUCACAUACCUAGCUGUUCCUGUAUUUCAGAUUAUACAGGAAAUCCAUUUACGCAUUGUCAACAUAUGGAAAGAGAAAAGUCACCACCUUUAGAUCCUUGUCAUCCAUCACCUUGUGGACCAAAUAGCGUGUGUAGAACUGUCGAAAAUACUGCAGUUUGUGCCUGUGUUGAAAGUUACCAAGGUUCUCCACCUGCAUGUAGACCCGAGUGUGUUGUUAGCUCAGAGUGCCCUCCUACAAAAGCCUGUGUAAACCAAAAAUGUAUUAAUCCAUGCAUUAACGCCUGUGGUCUUCAGGCCCGAUGUGAAGUCAUUAAUCAUAGUCCAAUCUGCAGUUGUAAUUUAGGACAAACUGGUGAUCCGUUUAAGAGUUGCUUUGAUAUUGUAAUGACGCCAUUGGAACCAGUAGACGCUUGUAAUCCAUCUCCAUGUGGACCAAAUUCUAUAUGUAUUGAAAGAAAUGAAAAAGCUAAUUGCAGAUGCGCUGAUGAUUAUAUUGGACAGCCACCAAACUGUAGACCAGAAUGUGUCAUUAAUCCAGAUUGUCCAUCUAACCAAGCAUGUGUUAGAAAUAAGUGUAUAGACCCCUGCCCAGGAUCAUGUGGAGUAAACGCAGAUUGCGUUAUUGUUAGUCACACUGUAUCUUGCGUUUGUCGCGAAAAAUAUACAGGAAAUCCUUUCUUACAGUGUGUUCCUCAAGAAGAAAAAGUUGUGAAACCAUGUGAUCCUUCACCUUGUGGAAUGAACGCUGUUUGCUCACAAAGAGACGGUGCAGGAGCAUGUUCUUGUUUAGAAGGUUAUCAAGGAAAUCCAUAUGAAGGUUGCAGACCAGAAUGUGUAUUAAGUUCCGAUUGUUCUGCAGAUAAAGCUUGUAUACGUAAUAAGUGCGCAGAUCCUUGUCCAGGAAUUUGUGGAAACUUUGCUGAAUGUACUGUUAUAAAUCAUGUCCCUACGUGCGCUUGUGCUAAAGGAUAUUCGGGUAACCCAUUCAUUCAAUGUUCGAAGGAACAAACUGCACUCGAAAUAAAACCUUGCCAGCCAUCUCCUUGUGGGCCAAACAGUGUAUGUAGAGAAAACGGUGGUUUGGCAUCAUGUGAAUGUUUGCCAGAUUAUAAAGGCGCACCACCUGACUGCCGUCCUGAGUGUACAGUGAGUAGCGAAUGUUCACCAGACCGCGCUUGUCAUAAACUUAAAUGUGCUGAUCCGUGUAGAGGAACUUGUGGAAUAGGUGCACAUUGCCAAGUUAUAAACCAUAGUCCUUUAUGUAGUUGUCCACUUGGAACAACUGGCGAUCCUUUCAGUCGAUGUCGAGAAAUUCAGUUUACCGAAACUGAAGUACAGCCGAUAGAACCGUGUUCUCCAAAUCCAUGCGGACCAUACAGCGAAUGCCGAGCGAUUAAUGGAAAUCCUUCGUGUUCAUGCACUGGUGGAUACAUAGGUGCACCACCAAACUGUCAUCCAGAAUGUCUAGUCAAUACUGAUUGUCCGUCGCAUCAAGCUUGUAUAGCUGAAAAGUGCAGAAAUCCAUGUGAAGGAUCUUGUGGAUUUAGAGCCGAAUGCCGAGUUCAAGAUCAUAUUCCUAUCUGUAGCUGCCCCACACGAUUUUCAGGAGAUCCAUUUAUACAAUGUGCCGAAGUUAUCGACGUAGCUCCAACACCAACACCAGAUCCCUGUAAUCCAUCACCAUGUGGAUCUAAUGCCAUAUGUGAUAACGGAUCUUGUUUGUGCGCUAAAGGAUUCUUUGGCGAUCCAUACAUUGGAUGUCGCCUAGAAUGCUCAACGAAUGGCGAGUGCUCACCGACCAAAGCAUGCCAGGGAGGAAAAUGUCUAGAUCCUUGUCCAGGAGCUUGUGGUACUGGUGCUACAUGUUCCGUCAACAAUCACAUACCAUCAUGCACUUGUCCAAUCGGUACUUCAGGCGAUCCAUUCGCUUAUUGCACAGAAAUAAUUCAAGAAGAAUCACCACGGUCGCCGUGCACUCCGUCACCAUGUGGCCCGUACAGUGAGUGCAGUGUGAGCGCAAACGGCGCCGCCGCGUGCUCCUGUCGAGCCGGUCACAUCGGCUCCCCUCCAUCUUGCCGUCCGGAGUGUCUCGUUAGCUCGGAGUGUAAAUUACAAGAAGCUUGCAUCGACCAUAGAUGCCGAAAUCCAUGUGAAGGUGCAUGCGGUCGUGGUGCUCGGUGUCAAGUAAUUGCGCAUUCACCGAUUUGCACUUGUAACGAUGGAUUCUCCGGUGAUCCCUUCACGUAUUGCUCACCAGUACCAUCCACUCCGCCGAUACCAGUCGAUCCUUGUGAGCCUACACCGUGUGGGCCGAAUUCAAUAUGUAUAAAAACAGGCGACAUACCCGCUUGUAGUUGUCAACCUGGAUUUAUCGGAUCACCACCAAAUUGUCGACCGGAAUGUACAAUCAGUGCAGAAUGUCCCGCGGCACUCGCUUGUGUCGCUCAACGGUGUAAAGAUCCUUGUACGCAAGCUUGCGGCUCUAACGCUGUUUGUUCAGUUGUGGAUCAUCGAGCGACAUGUGCUUGUGAACAUGGUUAUCAAGGAGAUCCAUUCCAGGGUUGCAUUGCACCUAAAGCUCCUUCAGCCGUUGAAUAUAUAAACCCAUGUGAGCCUUCGCCUUGUGGGGCAAAUGCAGAGUGUAAAGUACAAGGAAAAGCAGGAUCAUGUACAUGUCUUCCUGACUACUUUGGUGAUCCUUACCAAGGUUGCCGGCCAGAGUGUAUUGCCGAUUCUGACUGUUCUCUCACUUUGGCUUGUGUUCGUAAUAAAUGCGUCGAUCCAUGUCCAGGAGUAUGUGGUCUUAAUGCAGAUUGCUAUGUUGCUAAUCAUAAACCAAACUGUAAUUGUCACGCUGGAUUUACGGGUAAUCCGCUCACGAUGUGUUCACAAAUAAGGACUCAAGAUGUCAUAGUGAAUGUUUGUAAUCCAUCACCAUGUGGGUUGAAUGCGGUUUGUAAAGUCGUAAAUAAUCAACCGGUGUGUUCCUGUUUGAGUAACUAUAUGGGAAAUCCACCUAAUUGUAAACCUGAAUGCAUUAUUAAUUCAGAUUGUAAAACAAACAGGGCUUGCAUCAAUAAUAGAUGCAUGAACCCAUGCCCUAAACCAUGUGGGAUUAACUCUGAUUGUAAGGUAAUCAAUCAUAGCCCUGUAUGCUCAUGUCGGCAAGGUUAUUCUGGAGACCCCUUCAUAGAGUGCCGUGCAAAAUUACAAAUUGAUUUCGCCGUGACGGAGCUAAGGGAUCCAUGCUUUUCAUCGCCAUGUGGUCUAUACGCAGAGUGCCGUAACGUCAAUGGUUUCCCAUCUUGUUCAUGUUUACCUUCAUAUAUUGGAUCACCGCCGUUCUGUAAGCCUGAGUGUGUAAUUCAUUCAGAUUGUCCUAGCGACAAAGCUUGCAUAUCAGAAAAAUGUCGUAACCCAUGUGAGGGAUCUUGUGGUCUAUAUGCAAAUUGUUUCGUGAAUAAUCACAUUGCGGUCUGCUUGUGUCCAGAAGGAUUUACGGGUGAUCCAUUUAGAGAUUGCAAGCCUCAAUUGAUUGAAGAUGUGGUCGUGCCUAAUCCGAGUGACCCUUGUCAUCCAAACCCUUGUGGAGCAAAUGCAAACUGUGUCAAUGGAAUUUGCACAUGCCUUGCAGAUUACCAUGGUGAUCCAUAUUUUGGAUGCCGACCUGAAUGUGUGCAUAAUUCAGAUUGUCCCCGUGACAAAGGUUGUCGAAGGAAUAAGUGUAUUGAUCCAUGUAUUGGAACUUGUGGUCAAAAGGCUAUAUGUGAAGUAAAUAAUCAUAUACCAAUGUGUUCCUGUCCACGCGGAAUGAGUGGGAAUGCCUUUGUCGAAUGUCGAGCCAUGGCUGUAAAUAAUCAAAACCCUUGCAAUCCAUCACCUUGUGGACCAAACAGCCAAUGUCAACAGUCCCACGGCCAAGCUGUGUGUUCUUGCAUCCCAGGUUAUCGCGGAAGUCCUCCCAAUUGCAGACCCGAAUGCGUAGUAAGCUUAGAAUGCCCUCUAAACGCAGCUUGUCAAAAUCAAAAGUGUAUAAAUCCUUGUGAAGGCGCCUGCGGCAUAGCAGCCGUAUGUGACGUAAUAAGCCACAAUCCUAUCUGUACAUGUCCGCCUUCUUUCUCCGGAGAUCCCUUCAUAAAAUGUGAUCUUGUUGUAAGGGAACCGAUACAAAUAAAUCCAUGUGAACCAACACCUUGCGGACCUCACUCGACUUGUAGGAACACAAAUGAUAGUCCAGUUUGUGCAUGCCUUAAUGGUUAUAAGGGAACUCCACCAAAUUGUAGACCAGAAUGUAUCAGUAAUAGCGAAUGCAAUGAUAACUUGGCUUGUAUCAACCAAAAAUGUUCAGACCCCUGUGUUGGCAGUUGCGGUAUAAACGCAGAAUGUAGAGUAGUCAGUCAUUCUCCGAUGUGUAUCUGUCAAGCUGGAUACACAGGAGAUCCGUUUUCGCACUGUAGUUUGGAAAUAUUAUCUCAACCAAGUGAGCUUUUACAUCCAUGUAGCCCAAAUCCUUGCGGAGCAAACGCCAUAUGUCGCGAGCAGAAUGGAAUAGGCGCUUGUCAAUGCUUAAGCGACUACACAGGUAAUCCAUACGAAGGAUGCCGGCCAGAGUGUGUGGUUGAUUCUGAUUGCCCUCUGAAUAAGGCUUGCUCAGGAAUGAAAUGCAUAGACCCAUGUCCAGGGACGUGUGGUGUAAAUGCUUUCUGCCAAAUAAACAAUCAUUUGCCAAAUUGCAUUUGCCAGUCGGGUUAUACAGGCAAUCCAUUUAGUCACUGUAACAUACUACAAGAACCGCAAAUUUUGGAAAAAGAUCCAUGUAAUCCUAGUCCAUGUGGUGCAAAUAGCCAAUGUAAAGAAGUAAACGGUCAAGCUACUUGCUCAUGUUUACCCUUAUUCGUUGGAUCGCCGCCAUACUGCCGCCCUGAAUGCGUAGUGAGUUCAGAAUGUCCGUCCAAUUUAGCCUGCAUGAACCAAAAAUGUUCGGAUCCUUGUAUUGACAGCUGUGGUGAAGGUGCAAACUGUAAUGUGAUCAACCAUAGUCCGAUUUGUGUUUGUAAACAAGGAUUAACGGGAAAUCCAUUUACAAGAUGUUAUCCUAUGAUAAUAUCUUCUCGGCCAGAAAAACCAAUUAGUGUCGAUCCCUGUUCAUCAGCACCAUGCGGCUUAUAUGCUAUCUGCCGUAAUAUUGGAGGAGCACCCUCAUGUGCAUGUGAAACAAACUAUAUCGGUACUCCACCAAAUUGCAGACCAGAGUGUACAAUUAAUUCUGAGUGUCCAAGCAAUCAAGCGUGUAUCAAUGAAAAAUGUCAAGAUCCAUGUCUGGGCGCUUGUGGAUUCAAUGCACAAUGUUCUGUAUUCAAUCAUAUCGCACAGUGUAGGUGUUUAGAUCAAUACACGGGAGACGCAUUUGUACAAUGUUAUCCUGAACUUCAAAAAGAUGAACUGCCCGAACUCGAUGCCUGUAAUCCCAAUCCUUGUGGGCCAAACGCUGAGUGCAAUGAUGGAAAAUGCACAUGUGUGCUUGAAUAUCAGGGUGAUCCGUACUUUGGAUGUAGACCAGAAUGUCUUACCAGCAGUGAUUGUCCACAGAAUAAGGCGUGUUUCAAAAACAAAUGUGUAAAUCCUUGUGAAAAUACAUGUGGACGUCAAGCUAUAUGUAAUGUAAUUAAUCACGUUCCAAUGUGUACGUGUUUACCGAACCAUUCUGGUAAUGCAUUUGUAGAAUGCAGACCUAUAGUAAUGAUCGAAAAUAUAAAUCCUUGCAACCCAUCGCCAUGCGGUCCUAAUAGUCAGUGCCGUGAAGUUAAUGGACAAGCAAUUUGUACAUGUUUACCUGGAUAUAAGGAUGCACCUCCGACUUGUAGACCUGAAUGUGUAACCAGCGCUGAAUGCGCUCUCAACAAAGCUUGUUCUGGUCAAAAAUGUAUCGAUCCAUGCAAAGGAAAUUGUGGAAUUGGGGCAGUAUGUCAAGUGAUAAAUCACAACCCUAUAUGUUCAUGUCCAUCAGGUUUAACUGGUGAUCCAUUUAGCAGAUGUUUAUUGAAGGAUAUCGAGGAACCCAUUUAUAUUAAUCCAUGUCAUCCCUCUCCAUGUGGACCCAAUGCAGAUUGCAAAGAAAUUAAUGGUUCGCCAUCAUGUGCGUGCCGUGACGAAUACAUAGGAACUCCACCAAAUUGCAGACCAGAAUGCAUUUCUAAUUCAGAAUGUCCCAAUGAACUCGCGUGUAUAAAUGAAAAAUGUAAAGAUCCUUGUCCUGGAUCAUGUGGUUCAGGUGCUGAAUGCAAAGUUGUGAGCCACGCUCCUCAAUGCUACUGUUCACAAGGAUAUACUGGUGACGCAUUUAUUUCGUGUAACUUGAUUGACAUUCCCCUUACCCCAUGUUCACCAUCACCAUGUGGGCCGAACGCUAUAUGUAAAGAACAAAGGGGAGCAGGAUCAUGUGUAUGUUUACCAGAAUACGUUGGAAAUCCAUACGAAGGAUGUCGCCCUGAAUGUGUUGUAAAUUCUGACUGUGCUAUAAACUUAGCUUGCAUUCAAAACAAGUGUAAAAAUCCUUGUACGAAUAUUUGUGGCCGAAAUGCAAUUUGUAAUGUUGUAAACCAUACUCCAAAAUGCGAAUGUUUGCCUGGAUUAAUUGGAAGUCCGUAUCAAGAGUGCAUAGAGAAACAUGAAGAUGAAUUAAUCCAAAGGGAUCCUUGUUCACCGUCACCUUGUGGUCCUAACAGUAUUUGUAAAGUAUCAAAUAAUCAAGCUGUGUGCACUUGUAAAGCAAAUUAUUUGGGUACACCCCCAUCCUGUAGACCAGAAUGUCUCAUAAGUUCAGAAUGUCCACAACAUCAAGCUUGCAUUAAUGAGAAAUGCAGGGAUCCAUGUGUUGGAGUAUGCGGAAUUAACGCCGAAUGCAAAGUAAUAAACCAUAGUCCAAUAUGCUCUUGUGCGACCCAAUCAACAGGAGAUCCAUUCAUUAGAUGCUAUAGAGUUGAAGCAGAAGCAGUUGUAGUUCCCACAAAUCCAUGCGUGCCUUCACCUUGUGGUCCAUUUUCGCAAUGCCGUGAUAUAAAUGGUGUACCUUCAUGUUCUUGUUCGCCACAAUAUAUAGGAAGUCCACCAAAUUGUAGACCAGAGUGUACAAUUAAUACGGAUUGUGUCAGUGACAAAGCCUGUAUUAAUGAAAGAUGUGUAGACCCAUGCCCUGGUUCCUGCGGAUUAAAUGCUGAAUGUCGAGUACAAAAUCACAUAUCCAUUUGUACCUGCAUCGACGGCUAUAUUGGAGAUCCGUUCCAAAGCUGCUAUAUAAAACCGCAAAAAGAUGUAACGUUAAACGAUCCAUGCAAUCCAUCCCCAUGUGGAAUGAAUGCAAUAUGUAAUAAUGGUAUUUGUACGUGCCUUCCUGAAUAUAAUGGUGAUCCAUACUUCGGUUGUCGCCCCGAAUGUACAAUAAGCUCUGAGUGCAGUAUGGACAAGGCUUGUGUAAGGAACAAGUGUGUAAAUCCGUGCAAUAAUACGUGCGGUAUAAAUGCUGUUUGUGAUGUCAUUAAACAUAUGGCGAUUUGUACUUGCCCACCUAAAAUGACUGGAAAUGCAUUUUUGCGAUGUUCUCCAAUACAAGAAUCUUUGGUCACGAAUCCGUGUCAACCCAGUCCAUGUGGUCCCUAUAGUCGUUGCUCAGAACGUAAUCAACAGGCAAUAUGCUCUUGUAUGCCUGGAUAUAACGGAGCACCGCCUUCCUGUCGCCCAGAAUGUGUUUCAAGUUCCGACUGCACUUUAGACAAAGCUUGUAGCAAUCAAAAAUGCAUAAAUCCAUGUGUAGGGACAUGUGGAGUAGAAGCCAAGUGCCAAGUUAUAAAUCAUAAUCCUAUUUGUACAUGCCCGCCUAAAUACACUGGUGAUCCAUUUACACGAUGCAUUAAUAUACCAUUAUCGGAGCCGACCAUCGCAGUAAAUCCAUGUCAGCCAUCGCCCUGUGGCCCCAACUCAAUCUGCCAAGAAUCAGCAACUGGAACAGCUACAUGUCAAUGUCAACCAGACUUUUUAGGUGCCCCACCAAAUUGUCGGCCUGAGUGCAUUUCCAACAGUGAAUGUACUUCGUCGUUGGCUUGUAUUAACAGAAAAUGUCUAAAUCCAUGUAACCAAGCAUGUGGUUCAAAUGCUGAGUGUCGCGUUGUUAGUCAUACAGCCAUUUGUAUUUGUCCUGAAGGAUAUAAGGGCGAUCCAUCUGUGCAAUGUACAUUAAAUGCACUUGCUGUAAUUGAACAAUCCAAUCCAUGUUCACCAUCUCCAUGCGGACCAAAUGCCGAAUGUAUUGAACGAGGUACUACGGGAGCAUGUGUGUGCCUGAAAGGUUAUUUCGGUGAUCCUUAUGAAGGAUGUCGACCAGAGUGUGUUGUGAAUUCAGAUUGUCCAAGUAAUAAAGCAUGUUCGAGGAAUAAAUGCGUCGAUCCAUGUCCUGGUACUUGUGCUAUAAAUGCAGAAUGUCAAGUUGUUAAUCACUCCCCAUUGUGCACAUGUCCACCACAAUUUUCGGGCGAUCCAUUCCAGCAUUGCGCACUCAUACAACGUGAAGAGGAGAAAUCAGAUCCGUGCAAUCCUUCCCCAUGCGGACCGAAUAGUCAAUGUAGAGUAUCAAAUGGUCAGAGUGUUUGUUCAUGUAUGCCAGAAUAUUUUGGAUCUCCUCCAAACUGCCGUCCGGAAUGCGUUAUAAAUUCAGAGUGUCCCGCAGACAAAGCGUGUAAGAAUUAUAAAUGUCAGUCAUCAUGUCCUGGACCUUGUGGUCAAAAUACAAAUUGCAAGAUGAUAAAUCAUAGUCCAAUCUGUACAUGUUUACCAUCAUACACAGGAGAUCCUUUCUCGGCCUGUUAUAGAGUUAUCGCUCCAUUAGAAGUUCAGCCAGAAGUCGAUCCCUGUGUUCCAUCACCUUGUGGUCCAAAUUCGCAAUGCAGGAAUUUGAACGGUCUUCCGUCCUGUUCAUGCUUACCAAAAUACGAAGGAAGUCCACCAAAUUGCAGAUCAGAAUGUAUAAUUAAUGAAGACUGUGCUAGCAACAUGGCUUGCAUUAAUCAAAAGUGUAAGGAUCCAUGCCCUGGAUCUUGUGGGAUAAAUGCUAAAUGUUUUGUGAGAAACCAUGUGUCGAUAUGUAAUUGUGACGAAGGCUUUACAGGGAAUGCAUUUACACAAUGUAUUCCUAUGCCACAAAACGUUGAAAUUGAUUUAUGUAAUCCAUCACCCUGUGGAACAAACGCGUUGUGUAAUGAUGGAAAAUGCACUUGUCUUGCUGAAUUCCAUGGCGACCCAUAUAUUGGUUGUCGACCUGAAUGUACAAUUAGCACUGACUGUGCGCGAGACAAAGCUUGUAUAAACAAUAAAUGCCAAGAUCCUUGCCCUGGAACAUGCGCUUCAAAUGCUAAAUGCAAUGUUAUUAACCAUGUGCCGAUGUGUAGUUGCCCGGAUCGAAUGCAAGGAAAUGCGUUUAUUGAAUGUUAUCCAUUAUCAGAACCUAUAAAUAUAAAUCCAUGUCAACCGUCUCCAUGUGGUCCUAAUAGCCAAUGCAGAGUAGUCAAUAGUCAACCCGUAUGUUCUUGCGCUCCAAAUUUCAUUGGCAGUCCACCAGCCUGCCGCCCCGAAUGUACAAUUAGUGCAGAGUGCCCGUUGGAUCAAGCUUGCACUAAUCAACGAUGCGUAAACCCAUGUGAAGGUGCUUGUGGAGUUACAGCUGAGUGCAAAGUAGUCAACCAUAAUCCAAUAUGUACUUGUCCUAACGCAUACUCAGGAGACCCAUUCACACGCUGUUAUAGACUUCCUGAAAAAGCGCCAAUUUCCGAUAACGUGUGUUCUCCGUCACCAUGUGGACCCAAUUCAAUAUGUAAAAUUAUAAAUGAUGUUCCAUCAUGCACCUGCCUAGAAAAUUAUCAAGGUCAACCUCCAUAUUGCAGGCCAGAAUGUACAAGUAAUGAAGAAUGUUCUGUACAAAUGGCAUGUGUUAAUAUGAAAUGCAUUAAUCCGUGUGAAGGUGCGUGUGGAAUUAACGCAGAGUGUAGGGUCGUCAGUCAUUCGCCAAACUGUAUGUGUAUAUAUGGAUAUACAGGAGAUCCGUUUAUCAAUUGUGUGUUAGAACCAUUGCGAGAACAAAUAAAUUCCAAUCCAUGCACACCAUCUCCGUGUGGAUUUAAUGCUAUAUGCAAAGAAAAGAAUAAUGCUGGUUCUUGCACUUGUAUUGAUAGCUAUAUUGGAAAUCCUUACGAAGGUUGUCGUCCAGAAUGUGUAGUGAAUACGGACUGUCCCAACGAUAAGGCUUGUACUAACAAUAAGUGCGUUGAUCCCUGUCCAGGCAGUUGUGGAUCGAAUGCUUUGUGUCAAGUUGUUAAUCAUGCGUCUUUAUGCACAUGUAUUAAUGGCUACACAGGAGACCCUUUCAGAAAUUGUGUUUAUCAAGAAUCGGCACCGCCAUUAUUACCCACUGAUGUCUGUUAUCCAUCACCGUGUGGUCCAAAUAGCCAAUGCAAAGUUGUGAACAAUCAAGCAAUUUGUUCGUGCUUGAAGGAAUAUGUUGGAAUUCCUCCAAACUGCCGACCUGAAUGCGUUGCUAAUUCAGAUUGUCCUCGUGAAAAUGCUUGCAUAAAUAACAAAUGUGUUAAUCCAUGUGUGAACGCAUGUGGUGUUAAUUCUAAUUGUAAAGUAAUCAAUCACAGUCCUAUAUGUUCAUGCAAACAUUCUUAUGUAGGAGACCCCUUCACGAUUUGCAGUCUAGCUCCUGUUGCAUCGCCUCAAGAAACAACCGAUCCUUGUGUACCAUCACCUUGUGGACCUAACUCUGUUUGUCGUAGCGUUGGAUCUUCACCAUCAUGUUCUUGUAUGCCAGAAUUUAUCGGAAGUCCACCCAAUUGUAGACCCGAAUGUACAAUACAUGCCGACUGUCCAAGUGACCGGGCUUGUAUUAACUCUAAAUGUCAAGAUCCUUGUUCGGGCUCCUGUGGUUUGUCUGCAUCGUGUCAUGUGCUUAAUCACAUUCCCAUCUGUUCUUGUCUCACGGGUUUCAUUGGUGAUCCGUUCACGAGCUGUAGACCGCAACCAUUACAAGUUGAAGCAGCGGUGACUGAUGCAUGCACAAAUGUUCGAUGUGGAUCAAAUGCAGAGUGCAUUAAUGGUCAUUGUCAGUGCUUAAAAGACUAUCAUGGCGACCCUUACUUUAAUUGCAGACCAGAGUGUGUAUAUAGCACCGAUUGCGAACAAAACAAGGCUUGUAGCCAAAAAAAAUGUAUUGACCCAUGUAUAAACGCAUGUGGACAAAACGCAAAUUGUCAGGUCGUAAAUCAUAUUCCCAUGUGUAGUUGUAGCACUGGUUAUACUGGAAAUGCAUUUAUUGCAUGCAAUCAAAUUAAAGUUCAAGCAAUUGAAAAUCCUUGCAAUACAGCCAUAUGCGGACCAAAUAGCCAAUGCAGAGUUGUAAACAACCAAGCUGUUUGUUCAUGUCUACCUACGUACUUGGGUGUACCACCAGCGUGUAGACCUGAAUGUACAGGAAACGCCGAGUGUCCUUUGGACAAAGCUUGCAUGAAUCAAAAAUGUAUAAACCCAUGCUUUGGAGCUUGUGGAAUAAGAGCAACAUGUGAAGUUGUUAACCAUAAUCCUGUCUGUGCUUGCCAAGAAAAAUACACAGGCGAUCCAUUCGUAGAGUGUCACCUUCCUCUGAAUACACCUCAAGAGGUUAUUGUCCCAUGCCAACCUUCACCAUGUGGUCCAAAUGCAAUUUGCCAAGAAAACAAUGGCAUUCCCUCUUGUAGUUGUUUGCCAGAAUUUAAAGGAGAGCCACCAUAUUGUAGACCAGAAUGUAUAAGUAACAGUGAAUGUUCACCGCAUUUAGCUUGUAUGAAUCAAAAAUGUAAAGACCCAUGCGUACAGGUUUGUGGAGAAAAUGCCGAAUGUCAUGUGGUAAGCCACUCUGCUAUGUGUGUCUGUCCACAAGGUUAUGCUGGCGAUCCGUUUACGAGGUGUUCUGUGCAUACUACUGUUGAAAUUUUAACACCAUGUUUCCCGUCGCCUUGCGGACCAAACGCAGCAUGUAGAGAACAAAAUAAUGUAGGCUCUUGCACCUGCAAUGAGGGCUACUUUGGCAAUCCAUAUGAAGGAUGUCGACCUGAAUGUGUUCGUGAUUCUGAUUGUGCUGAAAACCGGGCUUGUGUGGGUAAUAAAUGCCAAGAUCCUUGUCCAGGUUCCUGCGGAAUAAACGCAGAAUGUUUAACAGUAAACCAUUUACCUACAUGUAUCUGUGCUAAUGGUUAUACAGGCGAUCCAAGGCGGCGAUGCAAUAUUGUACAAUACUCUCUAUCUGUACAGACCACUAAUGUGUGUCAACCCAGUCCUUGUGGACCAUACAGUCAAUGUAAGAAUAUCAAUAACCAGGCAAUAUGCAGUUGUUUACCUAACUAUAUUGGUGAACCACCCGAAUGCAGACCAGAAUGUACAUAUAAUUCUGAUUGUUCUGAAGAUAAAUCGUGCGUUAAUCAAAAGUGUAUCGAUCCAUGUCCCAAGACAUGCGGAUUAAGAGCCGAAUGCCGUGUAAUUCACCAUAACCCUAUUUGUAGUUGCCAAUCAGGUUUUACUGGAGAUCCAUUCACUAGAUGUUAUAAAAAACCAGUGCCAUUGCCACAGCGAGAUGAAAUCAAAGAUCCGUGCCUUCCUUCGCCAUGUGGUGCGAAUGCAAUCUGUCAGGUCAUCAACGGUCAAGCUUCGUGUUCUUGUACCACAGGAUAUAUCGGUAGUCCACCUAACUGCCGGCCAGAAUGUGUUUCUAAUGAAGAUUGUAUUAGUUCUCUUGCCUGUAUAAAUGAAAAAUGCCGAGAUCCCUGUCCCGGUUCCUGUGGCUCUAACGCACAAUGUAUGGUCAUUAAACAUUUAGCCAUUUGUACAUGUUUCGAAGGCUAUAAAGGUGAUCCAUUCACAGGAUGCGAAUUGCAGCCUUUGCGAGAACCGGUUGAAGCUGAUUUAUGUACCCCAUCCCCAUGUGGAUCAAAUGCAAUAUGUGACAAUGGAGAGUGUUCGUGUCUUCCUGAUUAUCACGGUGACCCGUAUAUCAGUUGUAGACCUGAAUGUACAACAAGCGCAGAUUGCCAAAGGCAACAAAUAUGCCUCAGUAAAAAAUGUCACAAUCCUUGUCCGGAUACUUGUGGUCUUAACGCCAAUUGUGAAGUUAUCAACCAUAUUCCAAUGUGCAGUUGUCCCACAGGAUAUACGGGCAAUGCUUUUGUUUCUUGUAAUGCCAUUCAAGCGUUUACACCAACGAAUCCGUGCUAUCCAAGUCCCUGUGGACCAAACAGCCAGUGUCGUGAAAUAAACAAAGUUGCCGUUUGUUCAUGUUUACCAGAGUAUUUAGGAAACCCGCCAACAUGUAGACCAGAAUGUACAACUAGCGCUGAAUGUCCAUUGAACAAGGCUUGUAACAACCAUAAAUGCAUUAAUCCAUGUGUAGGCUCAUGCGGACUCAACGCUUUGUGCGAUGUUAUUAAUCAUAAUCCAAUAUGCACAUGUCCAAAUGAUUUCAUUGGGGAUCCAUUCAGCAGAUGUCUUCCGAAACCGCUUGAAAUACGUCCACAAACUGAUCCUUGUACUCCUUCGCCUUGUGGACCAAAUUCGAUCUGUCAGAAUGGACAAGAAUCUCCUUCAUGUUCCUGUAUGCCGAAUUUCAUUGGAUCGCCACCAAAUUGUCGCCCUGAAUGUACAAGUAACAGUGAAUGUCCAAAUAAUAUGGCAUGUAUAAAUAAUAAAUGCAAUGAUCCAUGUGUGGGUUCUUGCGGUUCAUAUGCUGAAUGUCGUGUUGUAAGCCAUACACCAAACUGUAUGUGUCCCCAAGGAUAUUUUGGCGAUCCAUUCGUUUCUUGCGAAAUUAACAGCGUUCAAGCCAUAGAACAGCUAACACCAUGUUCUCCUUCUCCAUGUGGAACCAACGCUAUUUGCAAACAACGCAAUAAUAUUGGCUCUUGCAUUUGUUUGUCUGGCUAUUUUGGAAAUCCUUACGAAGGUUGUCGACCAGAGUGUAUAGUCAACACGGAUUGCCCGUCCGACAAAGUUUGUCAGCAAAAUAAAUGCCAAGAUCCAUGUCCUGGGACUUGUGGUAGAAAUGCACAAUGCCACGCUGUCAACCACGCUCCAAUAUGCACAUGUAACCCUGGAUACACAGGAGAUCCAUUUAAAAAUUGUGUUUAUAAGCAAGAAAUUGAAGUUGCUACUGAUCCAUGCUCUCCUUCGCCUUGUGGUCCAAAUAGUAUUUGUAAAUACAAAAAUGAACAAGUUAUAUGCAGUUGCAUUCCUGAAUAUAGAGGUUCACCUCCUAAUUGUAGACCUGAAUGUGUUGUCAGCGCUGAAUGCCCUUCUGAUAAAGCAUGUAUCGCGCAGAAAUGUACUGAUCCUUGUAUUGGUCAGUGUGGUCAAAACACAAAAUGUCGCAGUAUAAACCAUAGUCCGAUAUGUUCUUGCAAAGAUGACUUCACCGGUGAUCCAUUUAGCCGAUGUUACCCAAUUAUUUUGAAGGAUAUUGAAGAACCUUCGAAGAAUCCAUGUUUACCAUCGCCCUGUGGACCAUUUAGUCAGUGCUUAGAAAUAGGAAGCAUACCUACAUGUACCUGCUUACCAGACUUUAUUGGUGCCCCACCUAAUUGUAGACCAGAGUGUGUGAUAAACUCUGACUGUUCCAGCAAUUUAGCUUGUAUAAAUCAGAAAUGUAAAGAUCCUUGUCCUGGAUCAUGUGGUGUAAAUGCACAAUGUUUAGUCAAAAAUCACACUCCAAUCUGUAGUUGCCUUGUGAACUUUGUUGGAGAUGCAUUUACCGAAUGUAAACCACAAGUUGCAGAUGUAAUAGAAGAAACGAUAGAUCUUUGCAAUCCCUCACCAUGUGGACCUAACGCCAUUUGCGAUAAUGGUGAAUGUUCAUGUUUGCCCGACUACUACGGGGAUCCUUUCUUUGAAUGUCGUCCAGAAUGUACACUUAGUUCUGAUUGUGAUAAAAAUAGGGCAUGUUAUAAAAAUAAAUGUGUGGAUCCUUGUAAAGCGCAAGUUUGUGCUUCGAAUGCUAUUUGUGAAGUCAUUAAUCAUGUACCGAUGUGCAGAUGUCCACCAAAUAUGAUAGGAAAUGCUUUCAUACAAUGCUCAACAAUUGAAAUUGUUAAUCGGCAGCCAUGUAGUCCAUCUCCUUGUGGUCCUAACAGCCAAUGUCGCGAUAUAAAUGGGCAAGCUAUUUGUUCUUGCUUGGAAGGAUUUAUUGGACUACCGCCCUCCUGCAGACCUGAGUGUGCUGUAAGCUCUGAUUGUUCUCCUGAUGAAGCAUGUACAAAUAGCAAAUGUAUUAAGCCAUGUCUAGGCGCUUGUGGUAUAGGCGCUAAGUGCCAAGUUAUCAAUCAUAAUCCUAUUUGCUCAUGCCCGUCAUCGUAUACCGGAAAUCCAUUCAUAAGAUGUGUCUUACAAACAUUUACACCUGAACGUCAAGACCCAUGUAUUCCAUCACCAUGUGGCCCUAAUUCUAUUUGCAAGGUAGUUUCGGAAUCGCCAACCUGUACCUGCCAGCAAGGUUACUUUGGAAAACCCCCACACUGUAAACCAGAAUGCAUAACUAAUUCUGAGUGUUCCACACAUCUUGCAUGCAUAAAUGAGAAAUGUGUUGAUCCUUGUAUUGGAUCAUGUGGUUUAAAUGCAGUUUGCCAUGUUAUCAGCCACUCACCGUCAUGUUUCUGUUCACCUGAAUUUACUGGGGAUCCAUUUAGAGAAUGUCGAAAAUCUGAAAUAGUACAAGAAAUUUUGACCCCAUGUCAACCAUCCCCAUGUGGUGCUAAUGCUAUUUGUAAGGAACUCAACGAUGCAGGCUCUUGUACUUGUUUGCCUGAAUAUUAUGGCAAUCCUUAUGAAGGUUGCAGACCUGAAUGUAUUGUCAAUACCGACUGUCCAUCAAACAAGGCUUGUUUACAAAAUAAAUGCCAAGAUCCUUGUCCAGGUUCUUGUGCAACGAAUGCUAUUUGUCAAGUUGUGAAUCACGCACCAUCGUGUUCUUGUCCAUCAGGACACACAGGAGAUCCAUUUCGACAUUGCUGGAUACAAAGAGAACAAGAUAUUACAGUAAAUGUUUGCAGUCCAUCACCAUGUGGUCCUAAUAGUAGAUGCCAAGAAGUAAAUAAACAGGCUGUGUGCUCAUGUUUACCAGACUUUAUAGGUGUUCCACCUGGAUGUCAUCCUGAAUGUGUUAUAAGCUCUGAAUGUUCAAAAAAUAAAGCUUGCUUAAACAAAAAAUGUGUUGAUCCUUGUAUCGACGCCUGUGGACUGAAUGCGGAGUGCAGAGUAAUUAACCACAGUCCCAUUUGUUAUUGUAAAUCACUUUAUACAGGUGACCCGUUCUCUAAGUGCACUCCAUUACCACCUCCUGUCGCAAAUGCUGUUUUAGAACCAUAUAGUAAUCCAUGUCUGCCGUCACCUUGUGGACCAAAUGCAAUAUGUCGAGAUUUUGGAAACAUACCUUCUUGUACAUGUAUGGAUAAUUAUAUUGGUAACCCGCCAAAUUGUCGACCAGAAUGUACGCUGAACUCUGAAUGUCCAACAUCUCAAGCAUGUAUUCAACAAAAAUGUAGAGAUCCAUGUCAAGGGUCAUGUGGUAUUAAUGCAUUAUGUACUGUUUCGCGACAUACACCUAUCUGCACGUGCCCCGAUGGCUAUGUUGGUGACGCAUUUACUGCUUGUAAUCCGAAAUUGCAACCUGAAUACGAUACGAUAGAUAGCUGUAACCCAUCGCCUUGUGGGACAAACGCAAUAUGUACGGAUGGAAAGUGUUCUUGUGUUCAUGAUUAUCAAGGUGACCCCUACGUAGGUUGCCGUCCAGAAUGUGUACUGAGCACUGAUUGCAAUCGAAAUAUGGCAUGUGUCAAGAAUAAAUGUGUUAAUCCUUGUUUAAAUACAUGUGCACCAACUGCUGUUUGUGAAGUUAUUAAUCACGUACCUAUGUGCAGUUGUUCCCAUGGUAUGACUGGUAAUGCCUUCUAUGGAUGUGAAAAAAUACAAGUUCCAGUCGUAACUAACCCUUGCCUUCCAUCUCCUUGUGGACCAAAUAGUCAGUGCCGAGAAAUUAAUGGACAAGCAGUUUGUACGUGUGUUAUUGGCUAUAUUGGCAGUCCUCCACUAUGUCGACCGGAAUGUGUAGUCAGUUCAGACUGCCCUCUUAAUAAAGCGUGCAGUAAUCAAAAAUGCAUUGACCCAUGCAAAGGAUCUUGUGGAGCUGAAGCAAUAUGUCAAGUUGUAAAGCACAAUCCUAUCUGUUCUUGCCCUCCAAAACACACUGGAGAUCCAUUUGUACGGUGUAUUCCCUAUAGGCCACAGUUACUAGAUGUUUCACCGUGUGCGCCGUCGCCCUGUGGACCUAAUGCCAUUUGUAAGGAAGUAGCUGGAGCUCCAUCGUGUGCUUGCUUACCGGACUUCUUUGGCUCACCACCUUAUUGUAAACCAGAAUGUAGCAGCAACAGUGAAUGUCCAAGUGACAAAGCAUGUAUAAAUCAAAAAUGUGUAGAUCCUUGCUUAGGUGCAUGUGGUUCUAAUGCAGAAUGCAAAACAAUCAGCCAUUCACCUAUGUGCUUCUGUAGAUUAGGAUAUGUUGGUGACCCAUUUACAAAUUGCAACAUCCAAAGAGAACAAAUACAAGAACAAUCUUCACCUUGUAUGCCAUCACCUUGUGGAUCUAAUGCUAUUUGUAAGGAAUAUAAUUCGGCCGGUUCUUGUUCUUGCUUACCUAAUUACAUCGGAAAUCCUUACGAAGGAUGUCGACCGGAAUGUACAAUAAAUUCGGAUUGUACACCAGAUAAAAGUUGCAUUCGUAAUAAAUGUCAAGACCCCUGCCCUGGUACGUGUGCACCAAAUGCGAUCUGCACUGUUGUAAACCAUCUUCCAUCGUGUUACUGUCCUUCUGGAUAUACAGGUGAUUCGUAUCAGCAGUGCGUCAUUAUAAAAGAAAAAGAAAUGGAACCGGUGACGCCAUGUGUUCCAAAUCCUUGUGGACCAAAUAGUAUUUGUCGUGCGGUAAACGACCAAAGUGUAUGCUCUUGCAUGCCUCAAUAUCAAGGAUCACCUCCAGGUUGCCGCCCUGAAUGUACUAUUAGUUCUGAAUGUCCUGUAGAUAAAGCAUGUAUAAAUCUAAAAUGUACCAAUCCAUGUCCGGGUCAUUGCGGAUUUAAUGCUGAGUGUAGAGUUAUAGCUCACAGUCCAAUAUGCUCUUGCAAAUCUCAGUACACUGGUGAUCCAUUUACACGAUGCUAUUUACAAAUACCCGUACAGGAUACUCCACAAAGAGACCCGUGUCUACCCAAUCCAUGUGGUGAAAAUUCUAUUUGUCGUAAUAAUAAUGGUAUGCCAGUAUGCAGUUGUAUGCCAGAUUUCCAGGGAGCACCACCGAAUUGUAGACCAGAAUGUGCAAUUAACCAGGAUUGUCCAUCUAACAAAGCAUGCAUCAAUAUGAAAUGCAUUGAUCCCUGCCCUGGUAGUUGCGGAAUAAAUGCUCAAUGUACAGUAUUCAACCAUUUCCCUGCAUGUACAUGUCAACAAGGUUUAACUGGUGAUCCAUUCACCCGCUGCUAUGUUAUAGAACCAAUAAAAGAAGAACAACAACCAGAUCCCUGUUACCCGAGUCCCUGUGGAUUCAAUGCUCAAUGUUCAAAUGGCAUUUGCACUUGUAUUGACGAAUAUUUUGGUGAUCCUUACUCCGGUUGUAAACCUGAAUGUAUCACAAGUAUGGAAUGUUCAACAGAUAAAGUAUGUUCUAGAAACAAAUGCAUAAAUCCUUGUCCUGAUAUGUGUGCGCCAAAUGCUGAAUGCAACGUUUACAAUCACAUUCCCAUUUGUACAUGUCCGAUUGGAACAUCUGGUAAUGCAUUUGUCGAAUGUCAUAAAACUGAAAUUUCUGAAGUCAAACCGUGCAGUCCGAAUCCAUGUGGACCUAAUAGUCAGUGUCGAGCUAUAAAUAAUCAAGCUAUAUGCUCUUGUUUGCCAACCUAUAUUGGAAGUCCACCUUCUUGUCGUCCAGAAUGUACAAUAAGUGCCGAAUGCCCCUCCAAUCAGGCCUGUAACAACUAUAAAUGUAUAAAUCCUUGCAUCGGAAGUUGCGGUUAUGAAGCUAGAUGUGAAGUAAUAAAUCAUAAUCCUAUAUGUUCAUGUCCACCGCAAUAUACAGGCGAUCCAUUUUCACAUUGUGCACCUACCGUUUCGGAACCAUUACCACCUGUAGAUCCUUGUACACCUUCACCGUGUGGGCCUCAUUCAAUUUGCAAGGUUAUAGGCGAGGCACCUUCAUGUACAUGUAUGCCAGAUUAUGAAGGAGCGCCACCAAAUUGUCAUCCUGAAUGCAUAAGUAACUCAGAAUGCUCUACAAAUCUAGUUUGUAUAAAUAAAAAAUGCAAGGAUCCUUGCCCAGGCAGCUGUGGUUACAAUGCUGAUUGCGUCGUUAUAAGUCAUGGUUUAAUCUGCACUUGUCCUUAUGGACAAACAGGAGAUCCAUUUGUGUCCUGUAAUCCUAUAAGAGAUUCCAUAAUAGAAUACAAUUCACCCUGUGAACCUUCCCCGUGUGGACUGAAUGCUCAGUGCAAUGAAAGAAACGGUGCAGGUUCUUGUAAAUGUUUAGAGUCAUAUAUCGGCAAUCCCUAUGAAGCAUGUCGCCCCGAAUGUGUAUUGAACAGCGAUUGCAAUCCAACAUUAGCUUGCAUUCAAAAUAAAUGCAGAGACCCUUGCCCUGGCACCUGUGCACCGAAUGGUAUUUGUCAAGUUGUGAACCAUAUACCUUCUUGCUAUUGUCCACUUGGAUUUUCUGGUGAUCCAUACACAUUCUGUAAGGAGAAAAUCGAAGAUGUCAAGGUAACACCUUGUACACCAUCACCAUGCGGACCUAACAGUCUGUGUCGAGAAAUAAAUUCACAGGCAAUUUGUACUUGCUUAGAAAACUACGUCGGUGCUCCUCCUUCCUGUCGUCCAGAAUGUACAAUAAACAGCGAAUGUCCAAGUGACAAAGCAUGUAUUAAUCGUAAAUGUGUUGAUCCGUGCCAAGGACAAUGUGGCAGGAACUCUAAUUGUAGAGUUAUAAAUCAUAACCCAAUAUGCUCGUGCCAGGAACAAUAUACUGGAGAUCCUUUCUCAUAUUGUAUGCCAGUUCCUUUGUCGGUUCCACAACUUGAAGCCCAAAGAAACCCUUGUAUACCAUCACCAUGUGGACCGAAUGCGCAAUGUCAAGAAUAUAAUGGCAACGUUAGAUGUACUUGUCUUGCAAAUUAUAUUGGAACUCCUCCUAGGUGUCGACCGGAAUGCACAUUAAGCUCAGAAUGUAAUGCUGAUAAUGCUUGCAUAAAUAACAAAUGUAGAGACCCAUGUCCUGGAGCCUGUGGGCUUAAUGCGGAAUGUAAUGUCAAUAAUCACUUACCUAUCUGUGCGUGCAUUCCUGGAUAUACAGGCGAUCCGUUCACUCGAUGCGAUUUUAAAUUGGAAGAACCCGUUACAAGUGAUCCUUGUUCAUCAUCUCCCUGCGGGGCUAAUGCGGUAUGCAAUAACGGAGAGUGCUCUUGUCUUCCUGAAUAUUAUGGAGAACCCUAUGUUGGAUGCAAACCAGAAUGUAUUUUGAAUUCUGAUUGUCCUCGCAAUAAGGCUUGUAUAAACAACAAAUGUAUGGAUCCUUGUGCAAAUACUUGUGGAUUGAACGCAACUUGCGAUGUAAUCAAUCAUAUACCGGCCUGUUCUUGUCCACGCGGCACCAGCGGUGAUCCUUUCAAUUAUUGCUCCAUAAUCAGAGAAGUUUACACACCUACCGAUUUGUGCAAUCCAUCACCAUGUGGCCCAUACAGUCAAUGCAGAGAGAUAAAUGGUCAUGCUGUAUGUGUAUGUGUACGAGGCUAUAUAGGUUCACCACCGAACUGCCGUCCUGAAUGUAUACUCAGCUCCGAUUGUGCAUUAAAUCAGGCCUGCUCCAACCAGAAAUGUAUCGAUCCAUGCCCAGGCGCCUGUGGCCAGCAUACAAAUUGCAUGGUCAUUAAUCAUAAUCCAGUGUGUACUUGUCUGCGUGGAUAUUCUGGAGAUCCAUUCUCUGCUUGCCAACCGAUUCAAUCUUCACCACCUAUUCGAGUAAACCCAUGUCUGCCAUCGCCAUGUGGGCCUAAUUCACAAUGUGUCGAGGUUGGAGAUCAAGCUGACUGUAAAUGUUUGCCUGACUUUAUUGGUUCACCACCUGCAUGUCGGCCAGAAUGUACAAGCAAUACCGAAUGUUCCUCUGACAUGGCGUGCAUUAAUAGAAAAUGUCGCAACCCAUGCGCGGGCGCUUGUGGUAUAAACGCCGAUUGUAGAGUCGUCAGUCAUACGCCGAUAUGCUUGUGUCAAAAUGGCUAUAUUGGCGAUCCUUUCCUUCAAUGCACUUUACAAUCAGAACCAACUAUUAUAGAACGACCGACACCGUGUGUGCCUUCUCCUUGUGGAAGCAACACUGAAUGUAGAGAACAAGAUAACGUUGGAUCUUGCGUUUGCCUUCCGGGCUAUUUCGGUGAUCCAUAUGUUUCUUGUAAACCUGAAUGCUUAAUUAAUUCAGACUGUCCGUCGAAUCAGGCCUGUCAACAAAAUAAGUGUAUCGACCCAUGUCCCGGAACUUGUGGAAUUAAUGCUCAAUGCUAUGUUACUAACCACAUACCAAGCUGUGCCUGCCCCGAGCAACAUUUUGGAGAUCCGUAUAAAAUAUGCUCAUAUAAAUCUCACACUGAAAUAGUGGAUCCAUGUAACCCAUCACCUUGUGGACCGAAUAGCUUAUGUAACGCUCGAAAUAAUGUUGCUGUUUGUUCAUGUCAACCGGGCUAUCAAAGCUCACCGCCUACAUGUAGACCUGAAUGUUUAAGUAAUUCGGAAUGCCCACUUGAUAAAGUGUGCGAAAACCAAAAAUGUGUAUCACCAUGUCCUCGCGGCUGUGGAAUUAAUUCAGAUUGUCGGGUUAUAAAUCACAAUCCAAUAUGUUCGUGUAAAAACGGAUACACGGGAGAUCCUUUCUCAGUUUGUAUUGUACUUGAUAUUGAACCAGUUUUAAGUGUACCGACAGAUCCUUGUCUACCUUCUCCUUGUGGAUUAAAUUCUGAAUGCCGCGACGUGGGAGGUAUACCAUCCUGUUCUUGUAAGACUGGAUUCCUUGGGAGCCCACCAAAUUGUAGACCAGAAUGUAUAGUUAACACAGAUUGUAGCAGCGAUAGAGCUUGUUUGAAUAUGAAGUGUCAAGAUCCUUGUCAGGGCUCAUGUGGUUUCAACGCAAUCUGUAAUGUUGUUAAUCACGUACCAGUUUGUUUAUGCCCGCAAGGUUACAGAGGAGAUCCUUUCACAUCGUGCAUAAUUAAAAUUGAAGAACAACCACAAAAACAAGAUCCCUGCAAUCCUUCGCCAUGUGGUCCAAAUGCCCUUUGCAACAACGGAGAGUGCACAUGUCUGCCAGAAUAUACAGGAGAUCCCUAUUUCGGUUGUCGACCAGAGUGCGUGCUCAGUACCGACUGCCCCCUCGACAAAACUUGUCUACGUUCUAAAUGUGUGAAUCCAUGCAUUAAUAUGUGCGGAGUGGGCGCUGAAUGUAAUGUUUACAAUCACGUUGCAGUAUGUAGUUGCCGAACUGGUAUGACUGGUGAUGCCUUUACACAGUGCUUGAAAAUCGACAAACCCUCGAGUAGACCAUGUGAAGCUUCUCCUUGUGGGCCUAACAGUAUUUGCAGAGAUUCUAGUGGACAAGCAAUAUGUGCAUGCAUACAAGGUUAUGUGGGAAACCCGCCUAAUUGUAGACCAGAAUGCAUACAAAGCACUGAUUGUCCACUAUCUUUAGCUUGUAUAAAUAUGAAGUGUCAAGAUCCAUGUCCAGGAUCAUGUGCCCCCAAUGCGGAUUGUAAAGUUAUCAACCACAAUCCUGUAUGUUCUUGCCCGCCAAGAUAUACAGGCUCGCCGUUUACACAUUGUUUUGUUCAAAAAUUAGAGGAGCCAAUAAAAAAUCCAUGCGUUCCUUCACCAUGUGGACCAAACAGUGCUUGUUCAGUAACAAAUACUGGUGAUUCAUAUAUUUGUUCCUGUCAACCCACUUUCGAAGGAACACCGCCUAACUGCCGCCGUGAAUGCACAUCAAGUGAUGAAUGCUCAGCAGACAAAGCCUGCAUAAAUUACAAAUGUAAAGACCCGUGCGUGGGCUCUUGUGGCACAAAUACAAAAUGCACGGUGCGGCUUCACACAGCAAUGUGCACAUGUGAAGAGGGUUAUAGUGGUGAUCCUUUCUUAUCAUGCUAUCAAAUACCACAGAAAUUGGAGCCAACAGAUCCUUGCAACCCAUCACCUUGUGGAGCAAACAGCUACUGUAGAAUAUCAACUUCUGGAGUUGCUGCUUGUAGUUGUCAUGAAGGUUAUUUCGGAAAUCCUUAUGAAGGAUGUCGCCCUGAAUGUGUAGUAAACAGUGAUUGUCCAUAUAAUAAGGCAUGUCUAAAGAAUAAAUGUCAAGAUCCCUGUCCAGGUGUCUGCGGUUCAACAGCAAUUUGUCAAGUUGUAAACCACUUACCGUCCUGCUCAUGUUCUCCUGGUUAUACAGGAAAUCCAUAUUCCUACUGCCACAUUAUAAUUAAGGAAGAAGAAACUACGUCUCGCGACCCAUGUGUACCAAAUCCUUGUGGAAGUAACACUGUAUGUAAAAGUAACAAUGGCCUUGCGUCUUGUUCCUGCUUACCAGAAUAUUUCGGUGUACCGCCUAAUUGCCGACCAGAAUGUACAGUAAGCUCUGAAUGCCCAUCGACUAAGAGUUGCGUUCAACAAAAAUGUGUAGACCCAUGUAUUAAUGUAUGUGGUCAAAACGCCGAUUGCAGAGUGGUUAACCAUGCUCCCAUUUGCUCAUGUCGACAAGGAUAUGAAGGAGAUCCCUUCAUAAGAUGCGCGCUUCUUCCAAAAAUACAAGUAGUGGAUUCGAACCCAUGUGUGCCAUCGCCUUGUGGACCAAACUCAUUGUGUCAAACCAUGAACAAAGCACCAGUGUGCUCCUGCAUAUCUAAUUACAUAGGAACACCACCAAACUGCAGGCCUGAGUGUACUAUUAAUUCAGAUUGUCCGAGCAACAAGGCUUGUAUCAACCAAAAAUGUAAAGACCCUUGCGUUGGAUCAUGUGGAAUACAGACCGUAUGCCACGUCCAUCAACAUGCGGCUAUCUGCAGUUGUUCAGAAGGAUACACUGGAAAUCCAUUUGAAAGUUGUUAUAGUCAAGAAGCUAUUGAACCUAUACCAGAGAAAUAUGAUAACUGUAAUCCUAACCCAUGUGGAGCUAAUGCCCAAUGUAAUGACGGAAGGUGUUCUUGUUUACCCAAUUACUUCGGAAAUCCUUACAUGAGUUGUCGCCCGGAAUGUACACACAACUCAGACUGUGCUUCUAGUUUAGUCUGUGUUAACACUAAAUGUGUCAAUCCAUGUACCAAUCUUUGUGGUAGAGGCGCAACCUGUGAAGUUUACAACCACAUUCCGAUGUGUUCUUGCCCGCGCAAUACAUCAGGCAAUGCUUUUGUCUUUUGUUCUCCUCUUGCAGUUGUCCAAGAAAAUAUUGAUCCAUGCAUACCGUCACCAUGUGGACCAAACAGUGUAUGUAGAAAUAUACAAAACCAGGCGGUAUGUUCUUGUCUUCUGGGAUAUGUCGGAGCUCCACCAUCGUGCCGUCCUGAAUGCGUGAUCGAUUCAGACUGCUCAGCAUUAUUAUCAUGUUCCAACCAGAAAUGCGUCAAUCCAUGUCUCGGUUCUUGUGGUAUUAACGCAGAAUGUAAAAUACACAAUCACAAACCGAUUUGUUACUGCCGUAAUGGAUUGACUGGUGAUCCGUUUAUUCAAUGUUUACAAGUACAAAAUGAACCCAGUAUAGAAAGGAGCCCAUGCGAACCUUCACCUUGCGGUCCGAACUCAGUAUGCAAAGAAUCAAACGGAAAAUCACAGUGUGCUUGUUUGAAUGAAUACAUAGGACAACCGCCUUAUUGCCGUCCAGAGUGUGUAUCAAAUAGCGAGUGUAAUUUCGAUAAGUCGUGCAUAAAUAAAAAAUGUGUGGAUCCAUGUGUGGGCACCUGCGGUCGCAAUGCUGAGUGCCGUGUGGUCAGUCACUCGCCUCAGUGUUCAUGUCAACAGGGAUACCGAGGGGAUCCUUUCAACGAAUGCGUGAUUAUUUCAGUUGCAGUUCAAAACCCUGUAGAAAAAACGAAACCUUGUACGCCAAAUCCGUGUGGUCCAAAUGCUGUAUGCCAAGAACGUGAUAAUUCAGCAAGUUGUGCGUGCAUAAGUGAUUUCUAUGGCAACCCGUAUGAAGGAUGCCGACCAGAGUGUCUGCUUAAUUCUGACUGUCCUCAAAGUCUUAGUUGCAUAAAUAAUAAAUGCCGCGAUCCUUGUCUUGGAUUUUGUGGUAUCAAUGCAAUCUGCCAAACUGUAAAUCAUUCACCUAAAUGUUCAUGCAUAUUCGGAUACAUUGGAAAUCCUUAUGACAACUGUAUCCUUAAAGAAGAAGAACCGUCUGAUCCUUGUUCACCAUCGCCAUGCGGCCCUCAUAGUACUUGUUUGGCUCGAAAUAAUCAAGCAAUAUGUUCAUGUUUACCGGACUACACGGGUUAUCCACCAAACUGUAGACCAGAAUGUGUCAUGAGUUCAGAUUGUGAACUCAAUAAAGCAUGCAUUAAACAAAAAUGCGUCGAUCCAUGUGUGAACACCUGUGGAGAAAAUGCACAAUGUCAAAUACAUCGCCAUAGCCCAUACUGCACUUGCUUGCCUGGUUAUGAAGGAGAUCCAUUUGUACGCUGCGUUAAAGAAAGACCUCAAGUUAAUACUAUUGGAAAUCCUUGUAGUCCCAAUCCUUGUGGACCAAAUGCUUACUGUAGGGAUUCUGGCGGAUCUGCAAUUUGUAAUUGCAAAGAAGGAUACAUCGGUACUCCGCCUCGUUGUGCGCCAGAAUGUACAAUUAAUGAAGAUUGUCCCAAUAAUAAAGCAUGUGUUCGUGAAAAAUGUGUUGACCCUUGCUUAGGAUCAUGUGGAAGUAAUGCACAAUGUAGGGCGAUGAACCAUCUUGCUAUCUGUACGUGUAUUGAAGGAUACCGUGGAGAUCCAUUUGUCGGCUGCUAUGUAAUAAUCAAAGAUACCCCAUCUCUGACAUCUGAUCCUUGUGCAAGAUCGCCAUGUGGAAUAAACGCUAUUUGCUCGAACGGAACAUGUUCUUGUAUUCAAGGCUAUCACGGCAACGCUUACGUGGAAUGUAGACCAGAAUGUACUAGUGAUAAUGAAUGCCUUAAAAAUCAAGCAUGUAUUAAUUACAAAUGCAUCGACCCUUGCAUAAACGCUUGUGGAUUUGAUGCCGUUUGUAACGUAUAUAACCAUAUUGCAAUUUGUGAAUGUCCUAUGCCACUUCAAGGCGAUCCAUUUAUUGCAUGCCGUCGCGUUAUAGCUCCAGCGGUAAGCGAUCCCUGCAUGCCAAAUCCGUGUGGUCCAGAUAGUAUAUGCCGCGCUGAUGGUACAGUCGCGCAUUGCUCUUGCCGGCCACCGACCUAUGAUGAGCCGCCAGCUUGCCGUCCCGAAUGUCGGCACAAUUCUGAUUGUCCCGCCAACCUCGCAUGUCGCAACAACAAGUGCCAAGAUCCAUGCCCUGGCAGCUGCGGCACGCAUGCAAUUUGUCACACAAUGGCACAUUCACCAAUUUGCAGUUGUCCCGUACAAUAUACGGGCGAUCCGUUCAUUCGCUGCUUACCAGCAAUCCAGUCCGAACCAAAAAUACCAUCAGCUUGCACUGAAUGUGGCCCCAAUGCAGAUUGUAUUGGUGGAUCGUGCCGCUGCCGAGACAACUAUUUGGGCAAUCCACCGUUCUGCCGCCCCGAGUGUCUAAGCUCGUCGGACUGCGAGUGGCGCUUCACGUGUGUCAACAAGCGGUGCAUCGACCCUUGCCCCGGCGCUUGCGGCCUCAACGCCCUCUGCACUCCGGCUGCACACGAACCGCGUUGCCAGUGUCCUCCCAACACCACCGGAAACCCCCUUAUAGAGUGUCGACUCGUCGAGAAUAUUCAAAAACUACCAAACGACCCUUGCAAUCCUUCUCCAUGUGGUCCGGGAGCGAUUUGUCGCGCUCGAGGAAGUGGAGCGUCCUGUGAAUGUGAGCCAGGAUUAAGAGGCGACCCAUACACUGGCUGUCGGCCGGAGUGUCUCGCCGACUCGGACUGCUCUCCGACGCGAGCCUGCAUCCGCUCUAAAUGCCGCGACCCGUGUGAGGGCACUUGCGGCGUGGGAGCCGACUGUGAAACCGUUAACCAUGUGCCGUUAUGCUCGUGUCCACCAGGAACGAGAGGAAAUGCGUUCGAAAAAUGUGACGUAGUCAUAACAGCGCCGCCUUGUACACCAUCGCCGUGCGGACCCGGAGCCUUGUGCUCAGUUGUGAACAACAACGCUGUUUGUUCCUGUCCAAGUGGCACUAGUGGAGACGCCUCGUCAUCUGGUUGUCGCCCCGAAUGUGUCGUCAGCUCUGAAUGUCCACGAGAUCGCGCUUGUGUCCGCAAUAAAUGUAUAGACCCAUGUCAAGGAAUUUGUGGCAAUGGCGCUAUGUGUCGUGUCUUCGAUCAUGCACCUAUUUGUUCUUGCCCACCAUCAACCACUGGCGAUCCCUUCAGCAACUGUGUUGCAAGAGAGGUACCCACAACAUCGCCAACCGUUUACGAUCCUUGUGACCCGAACCCGUGUGGCCCGCAUGGAACCUGUCGAGACGGCUUCUGUACAUACCCAGAGUGUAUAGUCAAUGACGACUGCCCUGGCGAUCGUUCAUGUAUAAAUCGAAAAUGUUCCGACCCAUGCAUCGAUUCUUGUGGUGAAAAUGCUAUAUGUACGGGUGUGAGGCACUCAGCUAUAUGUUCGUGCCCUGCCGGCUACACAGGUUAUGCGCUGGUUCGAUGUGAACGUGUUAAAAUAUCUACACCAACAUAUACGCCUACUCCAAGUCCAGAGUGUACAAGAGACGAACAGUGCGCAGACAAUGCAGCUUGCAUCGACUCUAGAUGUCUUCCAGUUUGCGCUCAGAACAGCUGUGGCUUGAACGCACGCUGUAUCGCCAAACAACACAGGGCACUUUGUGCCUGUCUACCUGGAUACGAAGGAGAUGCUUACACUGGAUGCUAUUCUGUCCAAUGUCACAGCAAUAACGACUGCCCAUACGACGAAAGCUGCGACAGCGGUUCAUGCGUAAAAGUGUGUUCCCGCAUCCGUUGCGGUACUGACGCUCAAUGCGUAGCCCGCGGGCACGUUGCGAGCUGCGAGUGUAACUCUGGUUCGCGAGGAGAUCCAUGGGUCGAGUGCCGUAAAGAAGAAUGUACUAUUGACGACGAUUGCCCAUCGUGGUUGGCCUGUCGUGGCAAUACUUGCCAAGAUCCGUGCCCCGGCAGCUGUGCGCCAGGAGCUCAGUGUUCAGUGAUUCGACACAAGGCGACAUGCGAGUGUCCGCGUGGGCAAAUCGGAAACCCCAAAAUACAAUGUCAACCUGUCCUCGAAGAAGUAGAAUGCUCAAGCGAUGCUGAAUGUGGUCCCAACUUGGCAUGUUUGCAAGGAAAUUGUAAGAACCCAUGCGACUCGACAUCUUGCGGUACUCGCGCUACGUGUAGAGUUGCGAACACUCUGCCGUUCCGAACCUUAGUGUGCGAGUGUCCCAAGCCCUUGACCGGCGAUGCUUCCUUGCAAUGCAACCCAAGGGGCGAAUGCAGCGAAGACACGCACUGCAAUGACGAAGAGCGUUGUCUACAAGGUCAAUGUACACCAGCGUGUGAAGCGCAGCUGUGCGGCGCGGGCGCGGAGUGCCGUGCGGUGUCGCAUAGAGCCUCGUGUUCGUGUGUACCCCCGCUACAGGGAGAUCCUAAUGUUGCUUGCACACCGACCGCCGUUGGCAGCAUCUGCCUGUCGGACGUGGAGUGCGGUGCGGCGGAGGCGUGCGUGUCCCGCCGCUGCGUGUCUGCGUGUGCAAACGCGUGCGGUAGCGGUGCGUUGUGUGAAGCUUCCGCGCACCGUGCGCGGUGCCGCUGCCCACCUGGUACCGCUGGCGAUCCUGCUAGAUCGUGUUAUACACCUGAAUGUACUGCAGAUGAUAAUUGUCCAUUUGAUAAGUCCUGCGUCAAUGGAUACUGUCAAGAUCCUUGUGUACUUGGAACGACCUGUGGCCGCAACGCUGUGUGUGACGUCAUCGCUCACGUAGCGACAUGUCGCUGUCCAGCGGGAACUCAGGGUGACCCCCGACGUGCCUGCAUCGCAGCCGCUUGUCAAUACAACGAGGAUUGCGACGAUACUAAAGCCUGCAAUCGACUCAAUCGUGUCUGUCAACCUGUCUGCUCUGAGAACGCAUGUGCUUCUGGGGCUAUUUGUACACCAAUUGGCCACAGAGCAGUGUGCAGUUGCCCGCCCGAUCGGUCUGGCGAUCCAUACCUCCGCGGAUGCGUUACAGUACAAAAUGUAGAAGAGUGUUCAGUGGAUGCUGACUGCGCGUCACCAUUCGCUUGCGUGAAUUCGCAUUGUACUGAUCUCUGUCAAGACAACCCAUGUGAAGCUGGUCUGCUGUGUAGAACUAUAGAUAUACUGCCAUUGAGAGCGAUAGCGUGCGUCUGUUCAGACGGUGGUCGCGCGGCGCCUGAUUCUGGUUGUCGCGCGCCGCCACAAGCGGAAUGCGCGUCUGACUCAGAAUGUGCUAACAGCCAAAUAUGCCGACGUGGAAGUUGCGUCGAUGCCUGCAGAUCUACACCGUGCGGACAGAACGCUCUAUGCGAGUCAGUAGACCACGUAGCGAGAUGCACGUGCCCAGCCGGAUACACUGGAAAUCCAAGAAUUGAAUGUAAUACAGAACCGCGACAACCAACAAUCUACGAGUGCUACAGCGACGAGGAGUGCGGUGCAGACCGGGCUUGCGUAGAGCGCACGUGCGUGAACCCGUGCGCCGGUGCGUGCGGGCCGGCCGCGCUGUGCCGUGUGGUGGACGCAAGGCCUAAGUGCUCCUGCCCUAAGGGGUACACUGGGGAUGCGAGAGUACGCUGCUUGCCGCCAUCACAAGAUUCAAUAAUCCCAGUGGGCUGCAAAGCAAACUCGGACUGUCCUCUAUCACAAGCUUGCAUCAACGGAGCUUGUGCGAACCCAUGUAACUGUGGAACGAACGCUGAAUGCAAUGUAGUACGACACCAUCCAGUUUGCUAUUGUCAACGCGGUUUCUCCGGUAAUCCGUACACCGAUUGCUUUAAAGUGGGCUGUUCUUCAGAUGGAGAGUGUAACGAUAGCGAUAUGUGUUACAACGGAGCCUGCAUCAGUCCAUGCUUAGUCGAAACUCCAUGCGCUAUUAGUGCUGAAUGUUACGGAAGCUCCCAUAGAUCCAACUGUAGAUGUCCUGCUGGAACAAAAGGAAAUCCGUUCUCAAAAUGCCAAGCUUCAGAAUGCGAAGCAAACUCUGAUUGUAGUGAUGAUAGUGUUUGUAUAAGCGGUGUUUGUCAAAACGCCUGCUCUCUCGCCGGACGAAACCCUUGUGCAUCAAAUGCUGAAUGUUUUGCUAAAAAUCAUGCCGCUUCUUGCAAGUGUCCUGCGACCUUACCUUUGGGAGAUCCUCUUGUGCAAUGUGAAAGAGUACAAGUUGUUGGUCAACCCGAAUGUCGUGUGGAUGCGGAUUGUCCCAGUGGCCACGCCUGUCUUAAGGACGAAUGUCGUGACGCUUGCUACGAACUGAAACCAUGCAAAGGAAACUCUCGCUGCUCAGUAUCUGAUAGUAUUCCAUUCCGCACACUAAUUUGUAAAUGCCCUGAAGGAUAUGUUCCUAAUGAAAGUGGAACGUGCGACGCAGUUCAAUUACCACCUUUGAGCUGUGCUUCAGAUAGUGAAUGUAGCGAUCAAGAAUCUUGCGUUAACCGAAUCUGCAGAAACCCAUGUAAUUGCGGUGAUAAUGCUGAAUGCUUCAUACGAAACCAUAGACCCGUAUGCUCUUGUAGAGAAGGCUAUGACGGUAAUCCUUACAGCGCCUGUCGUAUUGUAGGAUGCCGCACAAACUCAGAAUGUCCAUCAGACGAAGCCUGCGUUAACGGCAAUUGUGUCAGUCCUUGCUUAUUAAACAACACAUGUGGAUUUAAUGCUGAGUGCUAUGUAGAAAGAAACCAUCCACUCUGUAGAUGUCGCGUUGGAUUCGAAGGAGAUGCGUAUUCAAACUGUAUCCCUAUUGAAUGUCGCUCGAAUGGCGAUUGUCCACGAGACAAACUCUGCAGAGGACACAAAUGUGUUAAUCCAUGUUUGUCUGACAACAACUGUGGUCGAAAUGCUGUUUGUUUAGUGCGCAAUCACUUACCAGUCUGUAAAUGCGAAAAUGGUUUUAGUGGUAGCCCGUACGUGGAAUGUAGACCUGAAAUAACGGGAGAAUGCAUCGUCGACGCAGAUUGUCCAUCUAAACUAGCGUGUUUGUCCGCUAGAUGCGUAAAUCCAUGUACCGAAUUGCGACCAUGUGCUACACCAGCUCAUUGUGAAGUAUUAGCGACUCUACCCGUACGCACUAUGCUAUGCUCUUGUCCACCUGGAUACAUUAGCGGCGGUGGCGGCGUGUGCCGACCCGCCACUACAAUAUCCGAUGUCGCUUGUGAAGCUGAUAACGAUUGUACCUCAAAUCAUGCUUGCAUAACAUCCGUCUGCAAGAACCCUUGUGACUGCGGCCCCAACACAGAUUGUCAAAUAAGAGAUCAUAAACCUGUUUGCGCUUGCCGACCUGGCUUCCUUGGUGAUCCACACACGGGCUGUUUCUCCGUAACUUGUCGUGCGGACAGUCAAUGCGCCGAUGAUGAGACUUGUAUAAACAACCGUUGCGUGCCAGCUUGUGCAGCGGAACCGAAUCUAUGUGGAGAAUCAGCAGAAUGUUAUGGAGAAGAACAUCGCGCACUUUGCCGCUGCCAAUUCGGAACAUCUGGCAAUCCUAAUAUAGCUUGCUCACCGAUCAGUUGCCGCGCAAACAGUGAAUGUCCACCUGAGAAAUCUUGUAUUAACAACAAGUGCGCCGAACCUUGCACUAUUACAUCAUGCAAAAAACCUGCGGAAUGUCGCGUGCACUUGCACGAAGUCUACUGUGUAUGUCCGCCAGGCUACCAGAGUACUGCAGGUGGCUGCAAUAAAACUGAAGAACGAUGCUCCUCUGACGUGGAGUGUCGACCUGGAACCGCUUGUUUGGACGGAAAGUGUGUCAAUCCUUGUUUAGAAAUACAACCGUGUGGUAUAAACGCGAAAUGCGAAGUAGCGGAUACAAAUCCAGUAAGAACUAUGAUUUGUGAAUGUGAACAAGGUUACAAAGGAAAUGCUCUAUUGGAAUGCACACCAUACAAACCUCCUGUUACAAAAUGCGUCGAUGGUCAAGGUGUAAAUGAAUACGGCGAAUGCGAGCCCUGUACUAACUUGGAGGGCAAAAUAGUAGACGCUCGAGGUAGAUGCGUGUGCGACUCGGAACGUGGUUUUACGGCCAGAGGUGACCAAUGUGUGCCGAUCGGAUGCCGGUCAGACGAUCAUUGUAACGACGACUCUAGAUGUAUCAAUGGUAAAUGCGUGAAUGCUUGCGAAGCCGAACCUUGUGGCUUAUACGCUACUUGUGAAGCAGUCGGACAUCGUUCACGCUGCACGUGUAUAACCGGAUAUAUCGGCAAUCCUAAAGUCCAAUGUAAUGCCACGACUACACCGAACAUAACUUAUAGAACAGACUUCCCAUUACCGGAUAUGCAGGUCCAUUGCUUAGCCGAUGGUGUGAGAGUCAGCCUUAAAAUUAAAGACUUCAAUGGAGUGCUUUAUGUGAAAGGAUACAGUAAAGACGAACGGUGUCGUCUUGUAGUACACACAACGGAAAGCCAAGAAAGCCCUAUUGACUUCACAGUUCAUUUCGGUGACUGUGGAUUGGUUCACGUUAACGGCCUUGCAAGCUUCGUGCUAGUAAUGCAGAAACAUCCCAAACUAGUAACAUCAAACGCUAAAGCGUUCCACAUAAAGUGCAUAUACCAGACGGGCGAACAGAACGUGACGCUCGCUUUCAACGUGUCGAUGUUGACCACUACGGGCACGAUCGCUAACACCGGCCCUCCGCCCACGUGCUCCAUGCGGAUUGUGUCUAGAACCGGGGAUGAGGUCAGCUCGGCUGAGAUUGGAGAGAAUCUGGUGCUACAAGUGGAUGUACAACCGUCGAACAUAUACGGAGGCUUUGCGCGUAGUUGCAUAGCGAAAACAAGCGAAGUAUCCACGAACAUAGAGAACGAGUACACGGUGACGGACGCGGACGGGUGCGCGACGGACGCGGCCAUCUUCGGCGAGUGGGAGCGCAGUGAGGACGGCACCGCGCUACGGGCCUCCUUCAACGCGUUCAAGUUCCCCAGUAGCGAUAAUAUACGAUUCCAGUGCAACAUACGUGUCUGCUUUGGAAAAUGUCAACCGGUUAAUUGCCGCGGCUACGACGCUUUCGGCAAACGCAGAAAGCGAGAAGUUAUCGAGGACGACUCGCUAUCGGGUCGUCUCCGCGAGGAGGUGACGGUGGAAUCUAAUCAAAUACUAACCCUGGAGCGGCGCGACCCGUCCCGCGCGGCUCGGCAGCGCGACGCCGGUACAGCCGGUAGCGGUGCCGCCGACGUGUGCGUGUCGGCCGCCGGGCUGGCCGUGGCGCUGGCGCUGACCGCGCUGCUGGCGCUGGUGGCGGUGGCGGCGGCCGUGGCGUGCUGGCUGGUGGCGUGGCGCCGCGCGCGCCCGCCGCCCGCGCCGCUGCCGCACCCGCCCGACUUCCCCAACCCGCUGUUCCAGCGCUAGGGCGCCCGCUGGCCGGCCCGCCCACUGCCCCGCUCCUGCGGGCCGGCCGCCGUAGCUAGUCUCGCCCCGCUCCUCCGCCGGCGCCGGGCGGUGUCGGCUCUUCUCUAUUCGGUUUCCGCGCCGCCGGAGGACCGCCGGGCAGGGCGCCGCGAGCGCUCCCCUCGCUCGCGCUCGCCGCGCCCUACUUUAUUAACGUUUAUAUUUUAUUUACUGUUUUAUUUCUAUUAACGUCGCCUUCUUUGAACGUUGUGAUAUUCAUUAUAUAAAUAUUCGAAAUCACCAUGAUUUUGUGUAAAAUAAUUAUCGAAUGUAGUUUGUAAGCAAAUAAUUAAUAAAAUAAUAAUAAUAAA